CAGAACUGAGUGUCGUCCUGUUACUGGGGGAAUUUUGCCUUGGAUAUCAGCUACAAGGAUUAUACAGCAGAGAUACAUUUGCUGGGUAUUGGAGCAGUGCUACAGUGAUCUUGCUGGUAAUGUGACACUCUGUGAUUGUCUUUGUCUCCCUACCCCAGGGCCUGAAUAUUUCACCACAUACCUGCAUGUCCUGUGCCCUGGGGCCAUCGAAUUCGACAGUCACCUCCUCCCUCCAUCACAGGGCUUACAGGAACACAGGAAGGUCAUUUACACCAACCUUCGUGUUUACCAGCUGCUGAUCGCUCAUUUCUUGCUAAUAAUUCAUACAUUUCCACUGCAAUUGUGAAAGCAUAAGUACAUGGCAACUUUUCUUUAAAAAACAGAAUAUAAACUUAAAAAAAAGAAAAAAUGUAUGCGUGCAUGUGUCUAUAUUAUUAUUUUUAUUUAUGGAAAUCUAGAAUCUUGCGUUCUGUGUCCUUUCAGUUCCUUACGGUCAGGGUCCAGACUGUGAGGAAUUGUUGGUGAAUCUGUUGUCUUCAUACACAAUGUUAAACUCUUGUUUCCCUAUACAUGCUUUCUCUAACUGCCAAGUUUUCACGAAGUGUGGCAAGUUAGUGGUUCCUGGGAAGUGGUAUAGAAUCCGGACGUUUGCUCUGGAUUACGGUGACACAGUUUGUCCUUAUUGCUGAGUUAGACAAAUAAUUAGCAAAGUUUACUUCUUCUUGAGAUGAUCCCUAAAUCAAAUAUUGAAAGUGUAAGUGUAAACUGGAGGAAACUAAUAAUGUGACCUGCCCACAUACUUAUCUAUUACUAUAACGUGGACAGACUCUGUACACGGUCAUUGGACCUGUGUUUCUUCUGGAGUGAAUGGCGGAAUUCAGAAGUUCUGAUUUGUGAGGCAUGCGCCGGUGGGGAAUAACACCUAUUGAAUUACUUCCCCUAAGUCACUGUUUUUUAAUUGAACACACUCACUAGCAUAGCACCUCAGGCUCUCUCGUGUGCCAAGCUAGACACUCUAGCACAUCCAUGCACAUAAUUAGCCAUUCGUGCACACUUCACUGGCCAAUCCUUAACACUCCAUGCUUGAAUACAGCAAUCCAAAGCAAAGCUGGGAAUGAUCUGUUAUAGAAUGAGGGGUGUAUAGAUAUUGGAAUGAUCUGUUUUAGAGAAUGAGGGCUGUCCUAGAUGCUGGGAUUGAUCUGUUAUAGAAUGGGGGCUGUGUAGUUGCUGGGAAUGAUCUGUUGGAGAACGCAAGGUGUGUAGAUGCUGGGAAGGAUCUGUUAUAGAAUGAGGGCUGUGUAGAUGUUGGGAAGGGUCUAUUAUAGAAUGAGGGUCUGUGUAGAUGUUGGAAAGGGUCUAUUAUAGAAUGAGGGGCUGUGUAGAUGCUGGGAAGUGUCUGUUAUAGAAUGAGGGGCUGUAUAGAUGCUGGGAAGGGUCUGUUAUAGAAUGAGGGGCUGUGUAGAUGCUGGGAAGGGUCUGUUAUAGAAUGAGGGGCUGUGUAGAUGCUGGAAAGGGUCUGUUAUAGAAUGAGGGGCUGUGUAGAUGCUGGAAAGGGUCUGUUAUAGAAUGAGGGGCUGUGUAGAUGCUGGAAAGGGUCUGUUAUAGAAUGAGGGGCUGUGUAGAUGCUGGAAAGGGUCUGUUAUAGAAUGAGGGGCUGUGUAGAUGCUGGGAAGGGUCUGUUAUAGAAUGAGGGGCUGUGUAGAUGCUGGGAAGGGUCUGUUAUAGAAUGAGGGGCUGUGUAGAUGCUGGGAAGGGUCUGUUAUAGAAUGAGGGGCUGUGUAGAUGCUGGAAAGGGUCUGUUAUAGAAUGAGGGGCUGUGUAGAUGCUGGGAAGGGUCUGUUAUAGAAUGAGGGGCUGUGUAGUUGCUGGGAAGGGUCUGUUAUAGAACGAGGGGCUGUGUAGAUGCUGGGAAGGGUCUGUUAUAGAAUGAGGGGCUGUGUAGUUGCUGGGAAGGGUCUGUUAUAGAAAGGGUGCUGUUAUGAGGGGCUGUGUAGUUGCUGGGAAGGGUCUGUUAUAGAACGAGGGGCUGUGUAGUUGCUGGGAAGGGUCUGUUAUAGAAUGAGGGGCUGUGUAGUUGCUGGGAAGGGUCUGUUAUAGAACGAGGGGCUGUGUAGAUGCUGGGAAGGGUCUGUUAUAGAAUGAGGGGCUGUGUAGUUGCUGGGAAGGGUCUGUUAUAGAAUGAGGGGCUGUGUAGUUGCUGGGAAGGGUCUGUUAUUGAGGGGCUGUGUAGUUGCUGGGAAGGGUCUGUUAUAGAACGAGGGGCUGUGUAGAUGCUGGGAAGGGUCUGUUAUAGAAUGAGGGGCUGUGUAGUUGCUGGGAAGGGUCUGUUAUAGAAUGAGGGGCUGUGUAGUUGCUGGGAAGGUUCUGUUAUAGAAUGAGGGGCUGUGUAGUUGCUGGGAAGGGUCUGUUAUAGAACGAGGGGCUGUGUAGAUGUUCAGAAUGUUGUUUUUAAUGUAUAACAUUACAUGACUGAGAGCAGUCUACCCUAGAUGGAUGUGUAGCCUUUUGGGGUGAAUUCCGUCAGUGAUGAUUCUAGGGGAUGAGAAAAAGACAUAUAAACCCUUAAAGAACAAAUAAACAAGUAAAAUAGGAGAGCAGAGGAAUUUCUAUUAUAACUGGAGAAUAACUUUAAUAGUUUGAAAGGUAUGUAAGGGGGAUUGGGGCCCAGGGAUACUAUCUGAAGAGCUGGGUAGAUGAUCCAGAAUAUUCUGUAAAUAUUGGAUUGCCUUUUUUUCCUGCUGUGUCCAUACCCGUUCAGUUUCCCUGGAAUAUUUUCUUCACCAGAAAUUUCCUUGGAAAAACUCCAGCGUGUUUGUCAGUCUGUUUCCUGCACAGCUGCAGGAGUCAUCACUCAGCCCAUGGUACUCCCGUCCCACCUCCUGGCCAUUCAUUACUCCUGUCCUCAAUCAGGAUAUCUGGCUUUGCUCUCUCCAAGUUCCGUGCAAUCUCUCUAAAUCUUACUCUGUCUCUAUAUGUCUCACUCUCUCCCAACAUCCACCUUAGGUUCUGUCAAUAAUCUCCCUGCACUAUGCUCUCUCUGUCCUUCUAUAAUUUACUACCCUGUGCUCUGUGUGUGUGUCUCUCUCUCUCUCUCUCUACCUCUACUCUGUGUUGUCUCUGUGUAUUCCUCUCUCUCUCUCUCUCUCUCUGUGUAUUCCUAUCUCUCUGUCUCCCUGCCAUCUGCGCUGUCACUCUUGCUCCAGCUGUCUCUGUGUAUUCCUCUCUCUCUCGGUCUCCCUGCACUCUGCGCUGUCACUCUUGCUCCAGCUGUCUCUGUGUAUUCCUCUCUCUCUCGGUCUCCCUGCACUCUGCGCUGUCUCUCUUGCCCCAGCUGUCUCGGUGUAUUCCUGUCUCUCUGCACUGUCUCUGUGUAGUCCUCUCUCUCUGUCUCUGUGUGUUCCUGUCUCCCUGCACUCUGCGCUGUCUCUCUUGCCCCAGCUGUCUCGGUGUAUUCCUGUCUCUCUGCACUCUGCGCUGUCUCUGUGUAUUCCUACACGUCCCUGUUUCCCCUCCUCCUUGCUGCCCUUUCCUCAGCUCCUCCAUCAUUUGAUUACUGCUUCUCUGUGUGCUGGUAACUGGAGUCUGCACUUCCCCUGUUCAUUCACUGCUCCAAAUUAAAUAUAAAAGACCCUCUUUGUCCGUAGCCUAAACGCCACGUUUAGGAUCAUUAAUGCUCAAGAGGGUGUGGAGCAAAGGAUUGUGGGAUGGCUUGUUUAAAACAUAUAUAAUCUCUGUGUGAGCCAUUCUUUCAUUCCAGGAGGAGGCGGAGGAGCGUUCCUGUAGUGACCCAUUAGUUUCCAUUACCUAGUGUGGGAUGCUUUCUAGAAACUCUGCUUACGGUUCCCUGUCAUUUACCUCGCCUUCACCCUCAGUCACUGUGCCAACAGGGUGAGGACAUGGUCCCCAUCCAGCAGUUAUGUGAGUGCACGUUGGGGUAGGGCGUGAAUGUGAGUGCACGUUGGCGUAGGAUGUGAGUGCACGUUUGGGUUGCCGUGAGUGUGAGUGCACGUUUGGGUUGCCGUGAGUGUGAGUGCACGUUUGGGUUGCCGUGAGUGUGAGUGCAUGUUUGGGUUGCCGUGAGUGUGCAUUUGGGUACAAUGAGUGCCAAUUCCUUAUCCUUUUUGUAGCAAUACCAUUGAUAAACAUCAGACUCCCUCUUAUACAACAGAACCAGCGUCGUUGACCCCUUCAUGACCGGGUUAGACAGAUAUUUUCACAAUUCUGAGGGGCAGAUGUUAACCCUAUUAUAAUCCCUGCAGACGUAAAGCUAAAUAUUCUCAUUAAAAAGGAAAUGUCAUGGUGCUGAGCCCACUCAAAGCUUAGAAAUCUAUUGCUCGCACACUCAGCCCUCGGGUCAUUAUAAUCCCUGCACACUCAACCCUCUGGUCAUUAUAAUCCCUGCACACCCAGCCCUCGGGUUAUUAUAAUCCCUGCACACUCAGCCCUCGGGUUAUUAUAGGCCGUUGUGUAGAUGUGUGUGACCUAACACAGUUUCAUGUUUGCCUGAUAUCUGCUGUGUUUAUCCCAAAAACCGUGGUCCGCAACAUACCGCGCAAAGAGGCUGGACAAUUUUCAGCACUCCAGAUGUUACGAACUACAUCUCCUAUAAUGCUCCUAGAGCCAUAAUGCUGGCAAAGCAUCAGGGGAGAUUAUUUGUUGCAGGGUUACUUUUCAAUGUGCACCUGGAGCGGACCCCCCCCUCCUUUUCUGGCUGCUACUAGACCCCAUUGCAGCUCCCGUGACCCACCAUGCCAAACUCUGCCCUCUUCCGUUCAGUAGUUUAAUGACAAUCAGGAAAUCCAGACUUAUAAACAGAUGUUGUCCUCUACAACGCUGGUUAUUCCAGCACUAGGACUAGCAAGGGGUUAAUACAUAGAAAUACAGGAUACUGGAGUUGCUGUAAUCAGCGAUAUUAACGUAACAGAUUAAAAUCAAACGUGUUACAGAGUCACAAACGCCCAUUACCCUCACUGUAUGGGAGUCUAUCAGGCUUUAUUCCAUACUAUGGACAUUGGUAGAGAUUAAGUAUUACACAGCUCUGCCAGAUAUAAUAUUGUAAAGUGCUACGGAAUCUGUUGGCACUAUAUAAAUGGCAAUAAUAAAAAUACAUGUGUGUAUGCAUGCAGCCUAUCGGCUACUUUGGAGCCUUUUAAAAACCAUUUGUGUGCUCUGAUACGCUGUUCCAGACUGACUCAUGUGAGGGGAGUAAUCCUGGUGGAAUGUGCUGUCUUUAUGGGGUCUCUGGGCCUAGUAAAUAUCCGGGUUGCAUUUUACAGGGGAAGUUGCACAGUUACGACAUGUUAGUCACGUCUUUUUUUUUUUUUUUUCGUGUGCUCAGCACAUACAGGCAGUGAGACAUUAUCUUUGUGUGCUGUGUCUCUGCUAUAAAUUCCUGGCUGAGUAAUGUGCAGAGGCAUGUUGGCUGGGCAGCUGAACCCUUCAGCUGCAAUCCCUAUCACACCCAGUUCCAGUCUGCAGUCAGGGUGUGGUGGUGUUGGCUGGUAGUAGGGUUAGACCGAUAAUCAGUUCGGCCGAUAUCAGCCUAUAUUCCAGAUUUUGGCAAAUAUCGGUAUCUGCCACUAUUGAUACCGAUUGCUGAUAAUGUGAGAAGCAGCGGAGGCCCAGUGCAUGCAGCGCUUCCAUAAGGCGACACAGGUGGCUGUCCUAGGGCGCACCGGCUCUAGGGGCGCAUGAAUCAAGUGACCGGCAGGAAGGAAGCGCACAUCGGUCCCCCCUACCAAUCGCUCAGUGUAGCGUGGUUGAGUGGAGCCGUGUAGACCGCGGUACAGGUGCUUCAGUUUCAAAACGGGAUUGGGAAUGGAUCACUGUCCAUUUUCUUUUAAAUCAUUGCACAAUAUGUUAUUUUCUUUUCUCCACUUUAGGACUUCAUAUAUUGCUGCUUGUUUAUUAGCAGAAGCCCAGUCAAUUUGAACAAACUGCUUCUCUGUCACACGUGGAGGAGUGCUGCUCUCUGGGGAAUCAGGGAUUUCGCUGUACUCAUAAACCGCUUCUUUUCUUGAACUUUUGACAAGAUCAUUUAUCAGUUCCUUUGCUUUAUCUUGCUGAUCCCUUGUGCCAAAUAAUUUGACCUCAGAGUCAUAGCUAUCAUUUACAAUUUUUAUCCUUGCACCAGAUAACUCUUCGAGUUCCUUUAUUUUAGCUCCUCCACGUCCUAUGACCAUGCCGACCAGUGAGCUGUCCAGACGGAAACACAGUGGCGUGCUGCCCCCUUGCUUCCAGGACUCUCUGUUCCUGGGCUGAUCGCCAUUCUUCCAGGAUCCUUCCUCUGCCACCUCGGCCCUGCCCUCCGCCCCAACAUCUUCCAUUGCCUGCUCCCUGUCUGUCUGUAGGAUCGCGGCCUGCUAAUGGGAGGUGGUACCCAAAGCUCACACUCUUCCUCCCAGUCAGACAUGGUUACGAUGUUCACUGCCCCACGGUUUGGCACUGCCUGAUUCUUGUCUAUACGAUCUUUAUAUACCUGCAGGGAAGGAUCUAGGGCUACCAGGCUGCCAAAUUCUAAGGGGGCAUCCCAGGGGAGAACUGGAGGGGUGUGGGGCAGAUUGCCUACCUGUGCCUCAGAGUGAUCGGAUGGAGCCGUGGUGUGGGCCUGCUGUCGAGUAACAACAGGGUAUGCUUCUUGGACGGUGGGUUGGGGAACAAAGGCGGAUGUGAGCCCCCCCAAGUCGUUGCCCAAGAUCACAUCAGCUGGCAAAUCCUGCAUAAUCCCCACCUCCACAUUCCCAUGCCCUGCUCCCCAAUCCAAAUGUACCUUGGCAGUGGGAACUUGUAUCCUCUAUAACGGCUUGUAUGGGGUUCACUUCGUGCAGGGUUCCCGGGGUUCUUCUACGGAUGUGGCUGUCGUGUGGGGGACAAAGGGUUCUUUUUGGUUACAGUGUACCGCAGCUCGGUUAUGGGGUGGUGACCCCUGGUUAUGCCAGGUUGGUCGGUUCCUGUUCCGUCGGCAAUCUCUUUGAAUAUGACCUUGCUGGUUGCAGGUAUAGCAGCGGGUUGGCGGUAGUGUUUUGUACCUGGGAGGGUACGAGUUGUUGCUUACCCCUGGUCGUGGAUGGGCCGAAGUGGUCACUGCUGGAAGAGGAGCGGUAGAUCCAUAAGCUGACCGGCGUUGCCUGUUGUCUGUGGCUUGUACCGACAUCACAUCGUGUAGUAUCUCCAGGGGCUCUUCGGUCUGAUAUCUCCUGGGUUGCUGGCUCCGCUUGGUAGUGGUGGGCGGCUGCUCUUGGUGCUGGAUUCUGCCGUACCUGGCUCCAUGCUUGGCGGCUCCGGUUCUGGAUACACUCUCUCACCAUGUGGCCCCAUUGUUUGCACGUAUGGCACUGUAUAUUCGCUCUGCCAUUAUACCUGGAUGGUGGAGUGUGCCCCCCCGGGGCUGGCCGGAAUGGGUUCGCUGUAGGUGCAGUAGGGGUAGCUAUAUGAGGUUGAGCGGUGGGUCGAGGGUACCUUCGGUUGAGGUUACCGUGAUACCUCCUGACGUCAUAGUGCUGGUCUGCUAAUCUUGCAGCUUCUGUUAGGGUGAGGGGUUUUCUAUCUCUCACCCAUUCCUGUGCCUCUGGGGACAGGCCAUUGAAAAACUGUUCUAACAGCAGCAAUUGCCGUAACUCCUCCAUGGUGGUUGCUUGACUGGCUGGGAGGCUUGGUCCUGUUUGUGGGCCCACUCUGUGUGGGAAUCUUUCUCUGGUUUGCACAGCCCUCGAAACUUGCGCCGGUAUGCCUCUGGGGUAAUGGCGUAUCUUUGGUAUAGCCUGUCUUACCCGGGCAUAAUCUUUACUGGCGUCCCUGGGUACAGCCCGAUAGGCUUCGGCUGCCCGACCUGACUGUUUGCCUGCCAGUAAAGGUACCCACACUGCCUGCUCCAAAUCAUGCAAGUCACAUAGCUUCUCAAAGUCUUGAAGAUACCCAUCAAUCUCGUCUUUCUCUUCACAGAACAUUUUAAACGCAUGGUAUGGGAUCUUAGGCUUUACCUGGCUGACGACUGAAGCAGUAAUAGACUCUGCUCUGGGAGGAGCAUCCUGCGGUCCGUGUGCCAUCACAUACUCCUGCACAUCCGCCAUCAGUACAGUCAGUAUUUCCAGUGGUACUGGCUGGGGUAAAAAUUCCAUCCUGGUCCUCAUUUCCUUUUGGAAGGGAGUUUCUUCCAUGGCUAGUCGGGGUGUAACGCUGCGAGCUCUGUCUCCCUCCAUCAAUUCAGCAAUCAGCAAAUUUGGCUUAUUGCUGACUAUCUUACCCCUGGCUUCCAAUAGUUCCUUUAACGUCUGCCGUUUCAAUGCAGUGUAGUCUGUCUCCAUUUACCUCCGUGUUCGGUUCCUUGUUGUAUCCGAUUUGCCAUUCACUUUCCUGUUCGGUAGUUUCAAUUACCCGAACACCGCUUUUCGGCUGUAAGGUUGGAUCCCACUGCUGCCACCAAUUGCAGCAGAGUAGCAGUAUAAUCCACGGUAUCUCCGCGGGUAGUCAGGAUAAAGCAGGUAAAACACAGGCAGCGUAAUAAUAAUCCCUCUUCCCAAAGGACUAGACGACACAUAGUCUGGGAUUCAACUGUCAUUUUAUUCCACGGUCACAGUAUUUAUGCAAGUCCCCAUGCAAGGGGUUUCCUGAAUGACAUUGCAGGGGUUUUACUACAGAGGACUGUGUGGGGAACUUAGCCUGCAAGGCUGUUUCCCAGCAUGCCUUGCUGUACAGGAGAGAUAAUUGUGCAAGAAUGUACAGUUAGUCACAUUUUCUCUCCAUACAGCAAAAUAUACAGUUUUACAUAAAAAAUAAAAACAUAACUGAUAUAAUAUUCAGAUGAAUGCUACACAAUGCAUAUAAAAUGAGCAUAGCAACAGUUAACAAAAUAUUCACCCUAAGUGUCCAGAAGUGGCUAGGUUUGCCACACACACUACACAAACACACUCUGCAUUCACUAUAUAUAUACACUACACACACACACACACACACUCUGCAUUCAUUAUAUACACACACACACUACAAAAACACUCACUGCAUUCAUUAUAUACACACUACACAAACACUCACUGCAUUCACUAUACACACUACACAAACACACAGCUCCCCUGUCUAAACACACUGCAUCCACUACACGUGACAUGUAUAUUUUGUGCAUUUACCUUUAGAAUUAGUUUAUUUUUUUCAAAAUGGUAAAUGUACAGAAUAUCGGUAAGCUAUCGGCCUGAAAGUUAACAGAUUAUCGGAAUCGGCUCUAAAAAAUAAACAUCUCUCGAUCCCUAGCUGGUAAUUGGGUACUGUCAUAUCGAUCGGCAGGGGGUGUUAUUUUUAAAGAUGCAGAGCUAGACAUGCUUGGAAUGUAGACAGUGCACAUACCAUUAUAUAUAUCUCAAUACUGCGAGAAUCGACCCAAUCGUCAAAAAUGGCCCCUGAUUUUAUUUCAUUUUCAAGCAGUCUCGCACCCCGGACUGUCCUGGAGCCAUACCACUCAUUAUUGCGGGUGUAGCCUUUAAGCUGUAGUUUUGCUUUGUCUCCUGGUUAACCGACGUUUAAAUUGAUGAGUAUGUGUUAAAAUUCUCGCCAGCUGCAACAUGGUUCCCAGUUUCCCAGUUCUAUUGAUUGACGUUAAUACUUGGUGUGUGCAUGACAUUUGCUUGUUUAGGUACAGGUAAUAGCAUAAAUCAGGUUAGAAAAAAAAAUCAGAUUUUUUUUUAUUUACAUUUUUUAAAUCUGAUUUCUUUUACUAAAAUGAUUUUGAAUAAAAAUUCUAUCUAAAGAUAGCCUAUUUAGGAUAUAUUGUAGUUCAAAAGUUAUUCAGCAUGAAAAAGGGAUUAGUUCUGUAGCCCAACGCUGUAUAUUUACGCAAUAUUUACAUUAUUGGUAAAUUCAAAUAAUACAAGUAAAUUGAACUUGUGUCUGCACAGAUAAAAUUUUCUUUAUUCACAGUGAAAUGUUAUCAAAUAUUGCUGUGUGUUUUCUCGUACAAUAUUCAGUGAGCGCUCUGUUAGUAUUGGACUGUUUCCUCGUACAAUAAUCAGUGAGCACUGUGUUAGUAUUGGACUGUUUCCUCGUACAAUAUUCAGUGAGCGCUCUGUUAGUAUUGGACUGUUUUCUCGUACAAUAUUCAGUGAGCGCUCUGUUAGUAUUGGACUGUUUCCUCGUACAAUAUUCAGUGAGCGCUCUGUGUUAGUAUUGGACUGUUUCCUCGUACAAUAUUCAGUGAGCGCUCUGUGUUAGUAUUGGACUGUUUCCUCGUACAAUAUUCAGUGAGCGCUCUGUGUUAGUAUUGGACUGUUUCCUCGUACAAUAUUCAGUGAGCGCUCUGUGUUAGUAUUGGACUGUUUCCUCGUACAAUAUUCAGUGAGCGCUGUGUUAGUAUCGGACUGUUUCCUCGUACAAUAUUCAGUGAGCGCUGUGUUAGUAUUGGACUGUUUUCUCGUACAAUAUUCAGUGAGCGCUGUGUUAGUAUUGGACUGUUUCCUCGUACAAUAUUCAGUGAGCGCUGUGUUAGUAUCGGACUGUUUCGCGCAUUGGGUCUUGUGUAAGCGCCGCUGGUAUUGACCGUCUCAUUAAAUAUUCAGUGAGUGCUCUGUGUUGGGUAUUGGACCGUUUCGCAUACAUUCAGUGAGUUUGUGUUGGUAUCGGGACUGUUUCUCGCAUAAUAAUUCAGUGAGCGCUGUGUUAGUAUUGACUGUUUUUCGCAUAUCAUUCAGUGUGAGCGCCGGUGUUGCAUUGACUGUUUUCACGCAUAAUAUUCAGUGCGAGCGCUGUGUUAGUAUUGACUGUUUCCUCGUACAAUAUUCAGUAAGCGCUGUGCUGGUAUUGGACUGUCCUCGUACAAUAUUCAGUGAGCGCUCUGUGUUAGUAUUGGACUGUUUCCUCGUACAAUAUUCAGUGAGCGCUCUGUGUUAGUAUUGGACUGUUUCCUCGUACAAUAUUCAGUGAGCGCUCUGUGUUAGUAUUGGACUGUUUUCUCGUACAAUAUUCAGUGAGCGCUGUGUUAGUAUUGGAUUGUUUCCUUGUACAAUAUUCAGUAAGCACUGUGCUGGUAUUGGACUGUUUUCUCGUAUAAUAUUCAGUGAGCGCUCUGUUAGUAUUGGACUGUUUCCUCGUACAAUAUUCAAUGAGCGCUCUGUGUUAGUAUUGGAUUGUUUUCUCGUACAAUAUUCAGUGAGCGCUCUGUGUUAGUAUUGGACUGUUUCCUCAUACAGUAUUCAGUGAGCGCUGUGUUAGUAUUGGACUGUUUUCUCGUACAAUAUUCAGUGAGCGCUGUGUUAGUAUUGGACUGUUUCCUCGUACAAUAUUCAGUGAGAGCUCUGUUAGUAUUGGACUGUUUCCUCGUACAAUAUUCAUGAGCGCUCUGUUAGUAUUGGACUGUUUCCUCGUACAAUAUUCAGUGAGCGCUGUGUUAGUAUUGGACUGUUUCCUCGUACAAUAUUCAGUGAGAGCUCUGUUAGUAUUGGACUGUUUUCUCGUACAAUAUUCAGUGAGCGCUCUGUUAGUAUUGGACUGUUUCCUCGUACAAUAUUCAGUGAGCGCUCUGUGUUAGUAUUGGACUGUUUUCUCGUACAAUAUUCAGUGAACGCUGUGUUAGUAUUGGACUGUUUUCUCGUACAAUAUUCAGUGAGCGCUCUGUUAGUAUUGGACUGUUUCCUCGUACAAUAUUCAGUGAGCGCUCUGUUAGUAUUGGACUGUUUCCGCGUACAAUAUUCAGUGAGCGCUCUGUGUUAGUAUUGGACUGUUUCCUCGUACAAUAUUCAGUGAGCGCUCUAUUAGUAUUGGACUGUUUUCUCGUACAAUAUUCAGUGAGCGCUCUGUGUUAGUAUUGGACUGUUUAAUCGUACAAUAUUCAGUGAGCGCUCUGUGUUAGUAUUGGACUGUUUCCUCGUACAAUAUUCAGUGAGCGCUGUGUUAGUAUUGGACUGUUUUCUCGUACAAUAUUCAGUGAGCGCUCUGUGUUAGUAUUGGACUGUUUUCUUGUACAAUAUUCAGUGAGCGCUCUGUGUUAGUAUUGGACUGUUUAAUCGUACAAUAUUCAGUGAGCGCUCUGUGUUAAUAUUGGACUGUUUCCUCGUACAAUAUUCAGUGAGCGCUGUGUUAGUAUUGGACUGUUUUCUCGUACAAUAUGCAGUGAGGAGAAAAGAAAAAGGGAUCUGUUCCUAAUGCCGAUAUCAGAUACACACAAACGGUUAAAAAUCUUGAACAUCUACAAAAUGUCAGUACAAUACAACUGCAGGGGAAUCUGUUGCAAUCAGUGUGAACUGAAACUAAGUAUAUUAAUCUCUGUGUGUCAACAAAAAGAUACAGAACAGGGGAACCCACUGAAAGGAGUUAAAUACUCCUGUUUAGUAUAAUAGUCACUGUGUAUAAAGACAAAGGAAUCACUGUACAGAGUCAAUGCCGUUAAAGUACAGGAGAUUCUACCACUAUAAACUCUCUCUAAUAAUAAAAGGAGUGAAUGCAGUGAUAGUAUUUCCAAAAGUUCUAAUAUAAGAACAAAAUCGAAUCUAAUUAAAAAUGCAUAUAAAUCACAUCAGCAUAUCCAAUUGGUGUUACGAGAGUAAUGAGUAAAUAAAGUUAAUCAAAAAGGUGAAAAGGCAACAGUAUCUGGAAUACGCCUGGUAACCUAAAUGAAAUGACUAAUUAUCCAUGAUGAAUUAUACACCAAAUGAAGGGAGAUCGGAAUGGUGCCUUCGAGGGCACCAAGUAUAGGAUAGAUGGUAAAGAAACCAGAGUGCUGAUGUUGGUAAGUAACCAAAUAGACAAUAGAAAAAUACUGCAAAUAGGAAGGCAUUAAUAGCUAACGAUAUCCUGAUCGAUCUAAUCUAUAUACACGGCUAGUAUCCCAAACUAUCAUAGCCCCUCGGAGUCCCAAGUAAUGAAUCAAUCCAAAGAUAUAUGUCCGUUCUCAUGGGAAGGAAGAGGGUUGCUGGGGACACACAAAAUAUCUAACCCGAUAAUCGCAAUAAUGUCUAAUCUACGCACCCCCUAAUCUAUAUUAACUCCUUUCAGUGGGUUCCCCUGUUUUGUAUCUUUUUGUUGACACACAGAGAUUAAUAUACUUAGUUUCAGUUCAUACUGAUUGCAACAGAUUCCCCUGCAGUUGUAUUGUACCAACGUUUUGUAUUAUAUUUUAUCUGUGAUAUGUAAAAAUCAUUACACUGAAUGAAUUGUCAGCUUUGGGGGCUCCCACGUUUUGUAUCUAUUCCCUUACCUAUAGAUACUAUCAUUUAUCCAUUGUUAAAACUCUUUCUAUUAUCCUUUCCAUCUAAUUUCACUUUUCUUUUUACUUAUCUUUUUUUAUUUUUCUGCAUGCUCUUUGUUUUGGCUGCCGUAAUUUACUUUUCUCUAGUCAGGCAGCCAUAGCUGGGGUUUUUCAGGUUUAUGUUUUCUAUUUAUAAAUAAAGUAUCUUCUAGAUUUUUAACAGUUUGUGUGUAUCCGAUAUCUGCAUUAGGAACAGAUUCCUCUUUCUUUUCUCCUUUGUUCUGCAAUUAUUGAGGGUUACCCCCUACUCUGUUCCUAUAGACACUAGGACAUUGAUGUUCUGGCCAUUUCUCAAUAUUUAUUACAAUAUUCAGUGAGCGCUCUGUGUUAGUAUCGGACUGUUUCCUCGUACAAUAUUCAGUGAGCGCUCUGUGUUAGUAUUGGACUGUUUCCGCGUACAAUAUUCAGUGAGCGCUCUGUUAGUAUUGGACUGUUUCCUCGUACAAUAUUCAGUGAGCGCUGUGUUAGUAUCGGACUGUUUCCUCGUACAAUAUUCAGUGAGCGCUGUGUUAGUAUCGGACUGUUUCCUCGUACAAUAUUCAGUGAGCGCUGUGUUAGUAUCGGACUGUUUCCUCGUACAAUAUUCAGUGAGUGCUCUGUGUUAGUAUCGGACUGUUUCCUCGUACAAUAUUCAGUGAGCGCUGUGUUAGUAUCGGACUGUUUCCUCGUACAAUAUUCAGUGAGCGCUCUGUGUUAGUAUCGGACUGUUUCCUCGUACAAUAUUCAGUGAGCGCUCUGUGUUAGUAUCGGACUGUUUCCUCGUACAAUAUUCAGUGAGCGCUCUGUGUUAGUAUUGGACUGUUUCCUCGUACAAUAUUCAGUGAGCGCUGUGUUAGUAUCGGACUGUUUCCUCGUACAAUAUUCAGUGAGUGCUCUGUGUUAGUAUCGGACUGUUUCCUCGUACAAUAUUCAGUGAGCGCUCUGUGUUAGUAUCGGACUGUUUCCUCGUACAAUAUUCAGUGAGCGCUCUGUGUUAGUAUCGGACUGUUUCCUCGUACAAUAUUCAGUGAGCGCUCUGUGUUAGUAUCGGACUGUUUCCUCGUACAAUAUUCAGUGAGCGCUCUGUGUUAGUAUCGGACUGUUUCCUCAUACAAUAUUCAGUGAGCGCUCUGUGUUAGUAUUGGACUGUUUCCUCGUACAAUAUUCAGUGAGCGCUCUGUGUUAGUAUCGGACUGUUUCCUCGUACAAUAUUCAGUGAGCGCUGUGUUAGUAUCGGACUGUUUCCUCAUACAAUAUUCAGUGAGCGCUCUGUGUUAGUAUCGGACUGUUUCCUCGUACAAUAUUCAGUGAGCGCUCUGUGUUAGUAUCGGACUGUUUUCCUCUCGUUGUUUAAUGGAUAAUGAAGAAGUUUGAAAGCCAAUGUUUCAGCGGGAUAAAAAUAAUUUCCCGAUGGUUUUUCUCUAUUUUACUUUAUGUAAAACACGUCUUGUUCCAUAAUAUUACACGUCCUCCUUUCUGCAGUGAGUGAGAAAAAGCUUCCGGAAAAUUGUAUAUUAUGCUAACGUAGUGUACCUAUAAUCUUAAUUUUAAUAAUGACAGGAGGCGAGUAUUUUGCAUUACUUUUCUUUUCUCCUUAUACCUCCAGCAGCACGAGUCAAUCAGAAAAAACUUUAAACCAAUCAGUAACAGGCAUCACAUCCAUAUAUAAAGCCCUGACAGACACAUGACUUCCUCUUUCUUUGAUGUGAAAAACAGCCUAUUAUAACGUCAGGGAAUUCAAAUAACAGUCCUGAGUAACGUGUAGCACAUAACUUGAAACCUUCCAGCUUUAUCUUGUCGAACCCAUCUAUGAUGAUUACACUGAAAAGAACAGAAAUACGUGAAAGGUGAUGGAAACCAACUGUUGUCCACAUUAAAUCCAGUACUAUACGUAUCUAUAGUUAUAUUAAGUUAAUAUACUGAAACAUUAAACAACCAUAGUAUACUUAAUAAUCAACACGGAUCUAACACAUGAACCAGAUAAGCAGCCCAUAAAUACUGAAUUACCAAAACCUUAUAAUUACACUGAGAAAAUGAUAAACCAGAAUAUUAGAAUUUUCCAGAGUACAGGGAGGGAAACGGAGGGAAAAUAUUCGCCUCCUGUCAUUAUUAAAAUUAAGAUUAUUAGGUACACUACGUUAGCAUAAUCUACAAUUUUACCACAUGACAGGAGGCUUCAUAUUUUGCAUUUUUUAAAGCUGUGGUAUGAGCGAGAAGGAUGCGUGUGUGGUUUGACGAAAAUAAAUAUACGUAAGUGGUCUAUCCGUGUUCAAUUCAAAAAAUGUAAAAUAUAGAGGCCCCCCCCCUGUGAAGGCCUGAGAAGCAGCCGCGCCUCGUACCGAAUGAGUACCCAAAACACGUCUCCACCCCCGCUAGCGAUAACAAUCAAUGAACCCAUCUAGACAGUGUUCAUGGUAACUGGCUUGUAUGGUUGGUAUAAGACCAGCAGAUGUCCUGAAUGUGACAAUCUAAGUGUUGUCGUGAUCUUCAUGUAACGAAGUACCGCUUUAACUGCACAAAGAAUGGGAAACCGCCGGGAACAGGGUAAAAUACGGACGCAGAUAAGAUUUAGUUCUACGAGACACGGUAGAAAUCAUUCCUUCCGGUGAUACCAAAAAGACUUUCUACGUCAAACUCCAGUACAUCUGAUACCCGACGAAAAGACCUAAAAGUAACGUGACUAUGGCUGACGGAGGGAUAGGUCCGUGUUAUCUGACUAGUUCCAAAAGAACCAAAUUAAAGUCCCACAACAGUGAUACUCUGAGGCAUGGUUCUGGACAGUUAGAUACCCCGCAGAAAGCUGCAUAUCAAAGGCUCCUGAGUGUCAUGAAUCGUACUAUGCGUCGUCAAAAUCGCGGAACGUAUCCCGUUAAUGGAACGGUCCGAUCGUUCCGUAGCGAAAAGGUAUGAUAAAGAUUCAGCAUCGAGGAGAUAGGGGUAAUAAAGGGAUCGCAGUCCCUUCCCAUACACCAGUGACUCCAGGUGUUCCAUGCAGAUAGGUUAUUUCGGGGAAUACCUGGUGUCCAUGAGUCCCAUAAUAGGUCUCUAGUUGGUUGCGAUAGUCCAUUGACGUACCAGUCUCUCCUGAAAGACACCAAUCCACCAACUCCAGAUGCUCCUGCAUUAUCAAUGGAUGAUGUUCUCCUUUUGGAUCUGCCCGAAGGCAAGUUAAAACUGAAGGAGCAGAGGAUGAUCACGAUUAAGGACAACCAUUCUGGGUGCCAUGCUUGACUCCGUUACCGCGUUAAUGAGUACUAUCGAAGUCUUCACUAUUCUGAUCCCAAUUUCAUAAGUGUGUCCGGAUCUUGGGUAGUGAGCUUUCAGACGCUGUCUGGCCCGGUAGUGAAGCGGUCCUGGGAAAUAUGGGUUAUGGUGCCUUUCCGCCGUACCGUCAACUUUUCUUACGAAUCGUUGCUAUCAAUGAUGUGGGAAGGUGUAAUCCGCCCAAAGUGGAAUCUAUCCCGAAGUAGAGGAACUGAAUCACUUGGAACUGGGAUUGAACCGACUCCUCUCUGUUCACUAUGAAUCCCAACAAUUCCCGAAACUGUAAACCUAAAUCUCGUCUGUAAACGUAGUCAGGAAUUGGAUUUGCAAAAGGUCAGUAAGUCGUCUAGGUAUGCGACAGCGGAUACCCUUUGCUCUUCAGUGCGCCGUGACCGUCUUCAGAAACUUCAUGAGGCACCAUGUGAACCAGUAGGUAAGUGCCCUUCAAAUCCAACCUUAAGAGAUGGAUACUUUCCUUCUUGAGGUGUCAGUACGCCCCAAAACCAUUGGGUUGGCGUAGGUUGAUGACUGGGCGAUAGUCUCCUGUCUUCUACCUUACUACCAAACCGUUGCUGAGAUAAAUGGUUCUCCAAACAAUAGUCCAUCUGUCUGAGGUCCUCGCUCUUUCAUCCCGAACUUCAGUAGUUUGAAAUCCAUCUUUAAUCGGGCUGCUUUGCGCCGUUCUGUGCACCUGUCUGCCUUGCGUUCCCCAACCUACAUAUUGCCCUUUGCACCCAUUCCCUCACAUCGUGAGCUUCUAGAGGUGAGUCUUGGGUGGGACCAGGUCCGCAAAGUAUAGAAUUUUUUUCCCGGGGCUGAUCAUGUCCCGUAUUUUAUCCUAACUCGUUUUAAGUACUUCUCCUACACCUUUACAUGGACCCCGGCCUGAUCGGGACAUAAAUAUCACCACAGUGAUACCGAACUCCAGGGUGAGGACUAUCUUGUUCGGUAAUAGAGGGCGUGGACAUUCCACCCUGAGCUUGUCUCAGACUUCUUUUCCCAUAGGCCUCCUGAGCCAGAAGUGGGCAAAGUGUGCCCGGUGCUCUGGUAAACCCCAUUCGGAUGACCCUGGGUGUCGGAUGGUGCGUGAGUCAAAACAAGCCUUUCUUGCUAGGCGGGUCUUGUCACUUUACCUCUUCAGGUGAAGACCCUUCUGCUCUCCAUUCUUUCAUGAUCUCCAGAGAAAGGGGAGGGAUGAACUCCUCGUCCCCUGAUGAUGGAGCCUGAUAUGAUUAAUGGACAGGACGUUCCGAGAGAGGGCUCCGCUAAGACUGGGUGUUCCCUUUCCCCUUUGGAGAAGCCGUGUUGGAGCCCUUCCAGUGGUGUUUAGAUCAUAAGUUGUCCGACCUAACGUUGUCGGUAUCUCUGGCUUCCAUUGGUGGUGGUGCUGUUGCACCCGCCCUGUCGGAUGGGUUGUUAGCCAGCAUAUUGGCGAGGACUUCUUCCCCCGAAGCUGCCAUGGCGGCAUUAAUCCUCGCCUGAAAAUCGGUCGGGGAUAUUGAGGGAAGUCCGACAUGUUGGUUCACACCCUUUCGGUCUGUGGGAGACAGGAUCAUACAACAGUACACUUAUUGCCACUCAGUGGGCCUUUCGCAUAUAACUGGGGUCCCCCAGAAUUUCGAUCAAUCCAUACCACUUUCGCAGGAUCCGGGGAGUGGUCAGCAAGACCGGGAUGAGCGGUCUGCAAUGUUGGGACGUAGCCAGAGUAUGGGAGACGUGAAGGCCUCAAUGUGUAUAAUCCAAGGGGGUCAUCCUUAUAUGGCCUAGAAUUGUGGAGUUUUGGCAGCACUGUGAGUUCUCCUUCUCGGUUAAGGGAAGGACGUACGGAUCCCCCAGUUAUAGCAUAGAGGUGCCGGAAUACAUGGAUCUAGUGCGCCCUGGUCUGUGCAUACAAUGACAGAGCGUGCUCUGAAGGUAGAAGCCCUAGAAAGGGCGCGUUGGGUCACCCCGUCCGGCUGGGGGGUCACCCCUUUGUACGUAUGCCACUAGCACCGGAGUAAGACGCUUGGGGUUCACCCAGCGUAGGGUGGUCACCCCUGUAUGUAUGUCUCUUAUGGCAUGUUGGGACACUCUUUUGGUCUGUUUGGUACCGAACAGGUGUCCGGUACGGUAGUACACUUAUUCCACUUAGUGGGCCUCCACGUACGACUGGGGGUCACCCAAAAUUAUUUCACUCAGUACCACUUAGAGAUUUCCUGGGAGUGGUCUGGGGAGGAGGUCACCCUCAAUAAGGCCGGGAUGAGCGGUCAGUAAUGUCGGGACGUAGUCCAUGUAUGGGGAGGUAUGGUAGCCUCCAAAUUAUCCAAGGGGUCACCCUUAUGGGAUAUAGUACUGCGGAGAUUUGGCAGCACCAUUAGCCCUCCUUCCUGGCUCUGUCGAUAUACAUGUAUCCAGUGUGUCCUGGUCUGUGCAUACAGUAACAGAUCGUACUCCGUGGAUAUGAGCCCGUCCUAGGGCGUGGGGGUUCCCCCCAGUAUAUGUAUGUCACUAGUACCGGAAUUAAAUUAGCUUGGGGUUCACCCAGCAUAUGUAUGUCACUAGGACAGGAACCAGAUUCGCUUGGGGGACACCCAGCGAAGGGGGGGGGGUCACCCCUGUACCACAAUGUCACUUUGGAGAGGUGUCUGCCACGCUUGGAGUCACUCCUGUUAAUCACUCCGUUAUGUGCCUCCACUACUGUGUCCUGGGAGGUGUAUCCCUGUGGGGAAGGAGUGUAUCCAGUGGUUGGGAGGUCCAGUGGGGGUAGGGAGCUGAGUAAGUUAUCAGCAUUAUUUAAUUUCCCUGCCAGCAGAUAGAGUAAUGCAUCCACUAUAUGCCCACAGCAGGGAACAGUCCAUUCAUAAUCCUCCAGACGUACAAUAAAACUGUUAUUCAACAUGAGAAUUGUAUAGAACAGAACAGAGCAAACUGCCAGCAGACAUGAGUACUGCAUCCCCUAUAUCCACACAGCAGUGAACAGUCCAUUCAUAAUCUUCCAGAAAAGGUACAUAGAAAACCUUUAUUCCACAUGCCCAUGAUAUGUAUUAGUAUUGAGCUCAAAAGUAGUUGUAAAACUUUUAUUUCGCAGGAAAGCGAUUUUAAACAGUACAGAUCUAGCGGGCGCGAGUGCCGCGAGAUUCAAGAUGGCCACCCUUCGUGCGCAAAAGCAAAAGAGUCCCCCCGACAUCCCCAACCCCCAGAGACCUGCCCUGAAGUCCCAGCACCAGUGAAUAAAAAAUCGUGCUCACAGUAAAACGCUGCGAUCCGUGCAAGACCAGAGUAAAACAUAGGAAAGAAAAAAGUACCAGCAACAGAAAACCAAACAGGCUAAUAAAGCAGAAAAUACAGGGUUAAUUCGGGGGAAGGGUAACAGGGGGAGAAUAUCACACUAUACAAGUCCAAAUGGAAGGCAAGUGCAAAAUUAAUGAAAACCGUUUAGGCCAAAAUUGCAGGACAAGCCAAUAAAGUUUAACUAAAGUGUCCAUGCAUAUCCAGAAACAGUUUGGAGCAAAACUGAAUGUCUAGCAUUAAAAAUCUAACUAAAGUGACCAUAGCAAUAUUAAUAAAAACAGUUGGAGCAAACUGAAAGUCAAUUAAUAAAGUUUAAUUAAAGGGCCACUAUAGGCACCCAGACCACUUCAGCUUAAUGAAGUGGUCUGGGUGCCUGGUCCAGCUAGGAUUAACCCUUUUUUAUUUUUUAUUUUUUUAUAAACAUAGCAGUUUUAGAGAAACUGCUAUGUUUACACUGAGGGUUAAUCCAGCCUCUAGAGCCUCUAGUUGCUUUCUCAUUGCCAGCCGCUAGAGGCGCUUGCGUGCCUCUCACUGUGAAAAUCACAGUGAGAAGACGCCAACGUCCAUAGGAAAGCAUUGAGAAUGCUUUCCUAUGAACUGGCUGAAUGCGCGUGCGGCUCCUGCCGCGCAUGCGCAUUCAGCCGAUGACGUCGCUAGGAAGAAGGAGAGGAGGAAGAGGAAAGCUCCCCGCCCGGCGCUGGAGGAAGGUAAGAUUUUAACCCCUUUCUCUCCCAAAAGCCCGGCGGGAGGGGGUCCCUGAGGGUGGAGUAUGUUUUCAUUGCACUAUAGUGGUCCUUUAAAGUGACCAUUGCAAUAUCCAGAACACCAGUUUGGAUUAAAACUGAAUGUCUAGCAUAAGGUGUCUAACUAAAGUGACCAUAGCAAUAUUAAUAAAAUAACAGUUUGGAACAAACUGAAAGUUAAGCAAUAAAUGAUUAACUAAUGACAAUUUGCAAUAUCAGUAAAACAGUUUGGAGCAAAAUACUCUGACCUGUGCCUUGGCUGGAAGCAGCAAAGAAAGAGGAAGUCAUGUGUCUGUCAGGGCUUUAUAUAUGGAUGUGAUGCCUGUUACUGAUUGGUUUAAAGUUUUUUCUGAUUGACUUGUGCUGCUGGAGGCAUAAAGUAAAGAAAGCUAUGCAAAAUAUGAAGCCUCCUGUUAUGUGAUAAAAUUCAAAUUAAAUGAGUUUAUAGUGUGUGCCAUAUGGGAGCUGGAAGCUUCUGGUAAAAUUCUGGACUAAACAGGCCUGAGCAGUUUUUUUCAAUUAAACAAAACAUCUGUCUCAGCCUAGACAUGUUCCCAGCCUCACUGCAUUCAAAGGGUUAAAUUACAAAGGUUGUUUGGGGCUAAAUCUCACUACAAGCAACACAUAGGAAUCCCUGUGUGUGAGACGCGCUCUUAUCCCAUCAUGUUUGCCGUUAUUUAGAAUAAUAGAGUAACUUUGUACAGACUGUAUUUUCUGUUGCCCAAUUUCCUUCUCUCUGAAUAAAUGCUGAUUGAGUCGGUUUGUGUGUAGUUCCACUGUAGAUUUCUGGAAAUAAUUCUGUAUUGUCCUGGCACGUCUAGUGUCUGUUUAUAUCUGACUCUACAAUUUCAUGUGAGUCCACACCUGCACAAUUCAUUAUGUAUGGCACAUUUUUCCUAUCCUGUCUACACGCUCUGCUGAGUCUUACACCAGUCCCAGGGCAAAUAAACGUAGACAUUCUGAAAUUAAAAACUAAUCAGAAGGAAGUGCUGAAAUGCUUACUGACUGUUAAAUGUUAUGUAAUAUGGAUUACUUGAGUAUAUCUAAUUCUGACUAAUUAAAUUCAGAACUAGUUUUCUGUGCCUUGGCUCCCGGGCCAUGCCCGCCCAGGCCCCCCGACUCCGGAACCAGGCCCCCUGGAGAUGUCACACUCGGGUGCCCUGAGAUUUUGGCUAUUUGCACCUUGUGAGUUUGCCCUGUGCCCUUAAGUUUUUACUCUUAUAACAGCCUCAGAGGGAAUGGUCUGAUUACUAAGAUUUCAAAUUUUGGACAUUGAUAGGUGCUCUCUGCAUUGCUGGCAUGUUCAGAUUGAAGUUAGGUGGGCACAGCUCGGAUCUAAUCUGCCCAUUCUCCUAUCUAGUGGUGUGUUCCUCUUUCAGCUGCAAAGUUUAGCAGAUGGGCACAGCCACAGGUUCGGUGUCACCCAGUCAGAUAGCUGCUUGGUAAUGGCGAGCCUCCAGACUAAUAUAUUUACUUGGAGACCCUGGCUACCAACAUGUAAAACCAUCAAGCCAACUACUGUUUUUAUGAAACUGCAGACUGGUUCUCUGUGAUAACAUUAUACACAUCGCUAGCGUUUAUCAGUGUGUUUACUGCUCCCACUGGAAGCCAUGGGAUCCACUACCCUUUCUAUAUCACUGUUAGCCUUUACUUCUCCCACUGGAAGGCUAUUCCAGGUAUCUAUUACCCUUUUUGUAUCACUGUUAAUGCUAUCACUGGGAUCUACUACCCUUUCUAUAUCACUGUUACCGCUCCCACUGGGAGGCUAUUCCAGGUAUCUACUACCCUUUCUAUAUCACUGUUGACCUUUACUGCUCUCAGUGGAUGUACUAACCACUAUAUCUGCUCAUUCCAGAUGUCUUGAUAUCCACGUGUUUGUGCUCAGUAUAGAAUACAUUGAUAAUACCUUUCUAUAUGCUCAGUAUGUGUUGCUCACAGUAACAUUUGUCACCAAUUAUUGCUAUGUAUUUGUUUUACCUCCAGAAAAGCUCCUGGUUCUUACUGUAGCUACUGACCGUACAGAGGGAUAUGACCGGUUCCUGCGAACAGCAAAGCAUUUUAACUACACUAUACAUGUGAGUAAUGACCCCUAUGGUAUUGCUGUCUUGGCUCUUGCUCCAGCUCCUUUCCUCCCAUGUCCUUACCUUCUACGCCCUUACUCCUUCUCUCCUACACUCCUUCUCCCCUAUGCUCUUACACCGUCUCCCCUGCUCCUAUGCCCUUACAGCUUCUCCCCUGCCCCUAUGCCCUUACUCCUUCUCCCCUACCCCUAUGCCCUUCCCGUGCCCUCGCUCUUGCUCCUUUAUUUCUCCUGAUUUUCAUAUAUCCUGACUCGCUUUCCAUUCGGUCCAGACUCUAGGUUUGGGGCAGGAGUGGAAGGGAGGUGACGUUGCUCGUACAGUGGGAGGAGGCCAGAAGGUGCGAUGGUUGAAGGAAGAGUUGGAGAAAUACCAUGAGCAAGAGGACCUUGUUGUCAUGUUUGUAGACAGGUAAAUAGAUUGUUUGGGCAGCUGGUUGGUAGGAGGGAGAAAACAUGAGACUGCUUGAAAACUGGAAGCCUGAAGGUGAAGGAUUAGGUGUGGCUAAUUUUCCUCUCUGUUUAUUUUCUCCAUCCACCAUUUUUUCUUUCUCUACCAUCCACCUCACACUCCCGUUCCUCUAUCUCCACUACCCUCCACCUCACACUCCCGUUCCUCUAUCUCCACUACCCUCCACCUCACACUCCCGUUCCUAUAUCUCCACUACCCUCCACCUCAAACUCCCGUUCCUCUAUCUCCACUACCCUCCACCUCACACUCCCGUUCCUCUAUCUCCACUACCCUCCACCUCACACUCCCGUUCCUCUAUCUCCACUACCCUCCACCUCACACUCCCGUUCCUCUAUCUCCACUACCCUCCACCUCACACUCCCAUUCCUCUUUCUAUACUACCCUCAACCUCACACUCCCGUUCCUCUAUCUCCUCUAUCUCCACUACCCUCCACCUCACACUCCCGUUCCUCUAUCUCCACUACCCUCUAUCCCAUUCCUUCUCCAGUUAUGAUGUGAUUUUAGCUGGGAGUCCCAUUGAGCUUCUCUGGAAGUUCCAGCAAUUUGAUCACAAGGUGGUGUUCUCUGCGGAGGGUUUCUGCUGGCCAGACUGGUCCCUUGCUGAGAAGUAUCCAACCGUCGGCAAUGGAAAACGAUUUCUCAACUCUGGAGGUAGCUGGGCUCUCUGUCUUCCCUUGUCUGUCUCUGUCUGUGUCUGUCUCUGUCUGUAUUUACUGUAUCUAGGAAUAAGUGUAAGUGUGUAAAGAAAACACCGGAACAUAAUCUAUCCUACUGAAAUCACUUGCAUAAUAAAGUUAGCGCGUAAAAUAUAACAUUUAAAUAGUAUUAUUAAAAAGGUAAAAGCACCUAUAAACACGGGAAUACAAGGGAGGGUAAAAUAAAUACAGAGAAUAUUGCUCUAUAAUAUAAGUACAAUUACUAAGAGAAUACUUGCCGGCGAAACGUGCGUCGGGGCUCAGCUGCACUCCUUACCCUGUGCCAAAUAAACCCCUUAUCCUACAUUGAUAUCUUUAGACAAAUUUAGCUUUAGAUUCUUCUUAGUCAGAUCCAUUUGGUGUUUAUAACUUCAUCGUGUAGGAAGCUCGUUGGGGCUGGCAGGGAAAGAGUUCAGCUAUUGUAGUGCAUUUGCAGGAAUAAUUUGGACUCUGUAAUCCUUUCAGCUUAGCAAUAUAUUAGGUGCCCUCGAAGGCACAGAUUUAGGGUUAUAUACUAUUGAUAGAUAGUGUGGUAUCGAUCCACUGCCAGACAUUGACAGAGUGGACAUCACAAACACCCUUAUGUUACGUGCUACAUCUAACUAUGAGUACAACCUAUAUAAUCGAGUUUUGUUAUCCUAAACUUUUAGCAAAGAUAUCUAAGUCUACACGAUAUGUUAUUAUAUCCUUGCACUAUUAAUUAUAAUUUUGUUUUGAUUUGAUGUCUAGACUGUGGUAUUGAUAGGAAUUUAUCAGCCAGUUUGGAUUUAUCCAGACUAGACAUUUAGGCGAUAUCUCCCCUUCUCCUCCACGUGUGAGCGUUGCUCCAUUAUAUACAUUUAUUUUGGUUUGUUGUCACAGACCGCUAUAUGCUUAGAUGUUAGUUACAUGUUUCCAAUUAUGGACUUAACUGAAAUGUAACCAUUUAUAUGAUCUGCAGCUCAAGAAAAUGGUUUAUGGUUAUAUUUAAAGAAUUUACCGCUGGUCAUUUUCCCUUCUAAAUUACAAUAAGUAUUCUCUUAGUAAUUGUACUUAUAUUAUAGAGCAAUAUCCUCUAUAUUUAUUUUAUGUUAGUGAUUUCAUUUGAAUAGGUUAUCUUCCAAUGUUGUAUUUAAAAAAAAAACAUUUUCUAUAAGGGUUAUCCCCUCCAAUCUGCCCUAAGAUAUUUCCUAAGCGUACAUGCGAGUAGCUUCCUAUGGCGUUCUCUUUUUUGUAAGUGUGUAAAGACAUGUGACUAGAAUAAGAGGGGACCCAGUGUGACGGUAAUCACCAUUGCUGGGACCAUAUAAACUCUGCCCAUCUCUCUCUAGCAGCUAUGUUAGUUCCUUUUCCCCCCAGAGUUGAUCGACCUUGGGCUGGGAUUGCUGGUGGGAGUUUUGUCUGUCUGUUUGUGUCUGACAGCUCUUGUGAUUUCCAAGACGCCUCUUAUGUCUGUCACCCUAUGUUCAUUAUAGGUGCAGGGUGUGUAUUAUUGUUAUUUGUUAAAGGUUUUGUGUGCUCUCCUGUCCUGCUGAUGCUUUCAACCAAGUGGAUUUGGCUGUGGAGCCAUUACAUCGCCAUCUGUUGGUUGGGAACAAUCUUGCAAUCCUGUGCAGCGCCAUCUGCUGGUUGUUAAAGGAGCACUAUAGGGUGAGGAACACAAACCUGUAUUCCUGACCCUAUAGUGUUAAAACCACCAUGUGAUCCCUCUUGCCUCCCAAAUAUAGUAAAAUCUUACUUGUAUUCAUGUCUGAAGCUGAUGGCUCUACCCCUGUCUGCUGACAUCAUCAGGAGUGGUGGUCUAAGCCAAUCAGAGUGCUUCCCCAUAGGAGUGGCUGAGCUUGUCAAGAUCAGGGGCAGAGCCAGCAUGAUUCAAACACAGCCCUGGCCAAUCAGCAGCUCCUCAUAGAGAUGACUUGACUCAAUUUGACUCAUAUUCAGUUAGAUUUGCAUAUUAUGGUUUAGGCACACAGGGCUUCUUUCUUGUCAGUGUUUGUCUUACCUUUAUGAGUUCUAUGGGUGCCUGAUAUGGUUAUAUGUUUGUAAUUGAUCUCUUUCUCUCUUCCCGGCAGGGUUUAUUGGCUACGCACCCCAGCUCUAUCGUAUCGUGCAACUAUGGAAAUACAAAGAUGAUGACGACGAUCAGCUAUUUUACACCAAGGUUUACCUGGACUCAACUCUCAAGGUGAUCCUGUCUGUCUCUCACUCUCUGUUUGUUUAAACCGUUUAUUACUUCUUAUUUCGCUUCCCUGGCAGGAUUAAAAAAAUAAAUAAAUGUUUUGUUUUUUACUUUCUUGAUUCAGGAAAAAUUCAGUAUUACUCUGGAUCACAAGUCAAAAAUCUUCCAAAAUCUUAAUGGAGCCAUUGGUGAGUUAUAAGUUAUUUUUUACUUUUACCUAUUAGGAGAUGUCACUGACCCUAUAACUUAUAGGAAUCCCUGUGUGUGAGACGCUCUCUUAUCCCAUCAGAGGGAGCGUCACUGACCCUAUAACUUAUAGGAAUCCCUGUGUGUGAGAGGCUCUCUUAUCCCAUCAGAGGGGGCAUCACUGACCCUAUAACUUAUAGGAAUCCCUGUGUGUGAGACGCUCUCUUAUCCCAUCAGAGGGGAUGUCACUGACCCUAUAACUUAUAGGAAUCCCUGUGUGUGAGACGCUCUCUUAUCCCAUCAGAGGGGGAGUCACUGACCCUAUAACUUAUAGGAAUCCCUGUGUGUGAGACGCUCUCUUAUCCCAUCAGAGGGGUGUCACUGACCCUAUAACUUAUAGGAAUCCCUGUGUGAGACGCUCUCUUAUCCCAUCAGAGGGGGAGUCACUGACCCUAUAACUUAUAGGAAUCCCUGUGUGUGAGAUGCUCUCUUAUCCCAUCAGAGGGGGCGUCACUGACCCUAUAACUUAUAGGAAUCCCUGUGUGUGAGACGCUCUCUUAUCCCAUCAGUGGGGACGUCACUGACCCUAUAACUUAUAGGAAUCCCUGUGUGUGAGACGCUCUCUUAUCCCAUCAGAGGGAGCGUCACUGACCCUAUAACUUAUAGGAACCCCUGUGUGUGAGACGCUCUCUUAUCCCAUCAGAGGGGGCGUCACUGACCCUAUAACUUAUAGGAAUCCCUGUGUGUGAGACGCUCUCUUAUCCCAUCAGAGGGGGCGUCACUGACCCUAUAACUUAUAGGAAUCCCUGUGUGUGAGACUCUCUCUUAUCCCAUCAGAGGGGGCGUCACUGACCCUAUAACUUAUAGGAAUCCCUGUGUGUGAGACGCUCUUUUAUCCCAUCAGAGGGGGCGUCACUGACCCUCUAACUUAUAGGAAUCCCUGUGUGUGAGACGCUCUCUUUUCCCAUCAGAGGGGACGUCACUGACCCUAUAACUUAUAGGAAUCCCUGUGUGUGAGACGCUCUUUUAUCCCAUCAGAGGGGGCGUCACUGACCCUAUAACUUAUACGAAUCCCUGUGUGUGAGACGCUCUUAUCCCAUCAGAGGGAGCGUCACUGACCCUAUAACUUAUAGGAAUCCCUGUGUGUGAGACGCUCUCUUUUCCCAUCAGGGGGUCGGGGGGGGGAGUGUUAAGUCACUGUUAUGUUGCAAUUUCCCUUUUUUCCUGCAGAUGAAGUUGUCCUAAAAUUUGAGAGCAAUAAAGUUCGUGCUCGGAAUGUAGCAUUUGACACAAUGCCUGUAGUAAUACAUGGAAACGGACCUACAAAGGUACUCUCUGCCCUGUUCUGUCUGUCUCCUAUUUGUCUGGUUUUCUUUUUAUAUUCUUUUUGUAUUUGCAGUUCUCACCCCUGAUCCCAAAGUUAGCUGUGGGAACUCUGUGUUCUCUGGCACCCAUCACUCCUUGUACUUAGAUGGCAGUAUUUAGUUCCCCUCCCACCACAUUAUAUGCUGUAAUAUGAGUCCUCCUAAAAAAAGCAAAGCUAAGACGUGUUCUGUAAGGGAGGACUUUAUGCAUAGUCUUGGCUGCUCACUGCCAUGAGAAUUGACCUAUAUUAAAAUUUUUUUUUAUAAAUAAAUAGAUCCUUAACAUGAUUUGCUUUUGAAAGCAUGUGUCAUCACAGUAACACAGCGCUGUUUUACAAAGCAUUAAAUCAAUUUGAAAGCUUCAGGAAAGGUAUAAAAGAAUAGAACAAAGUUAUGUCACUAAAAUAUCAAAUUGUCAAUGGAUAUAUUUUUAUGGAUGAUGGGAGAUUGUCCUUUGUAGUUUGGAUGCGUAAUGAUCCGGUUCAGAGAAAGGAUCUCUGUCCCAGGUUUGAGGUCCAUAUAGGGCAAGGUAAAAAAAUAUGUAUUGUGAUAUUCAGAAGAGCCUGAGUGCAUUAUGGUCAGGUGGGUCAAGCCUCUAUUCAUACAGAGUGACACAAAGUAGUAAGUAUUGCUGACUAAGAUACAGGAAGGUUUGAAUUGUCUCUGUAAAGAGUGAAAAAAAGGAAUGGUUAUUGGGAUGUUUGAUGUCCUGUGUAAUUAAACCCAUUUCUCUUUCAGUUGCAGUUGAAUUAUUUAGCAAACUAUGUGCCAAACGCCUGGACCAAUGAGGGGGGAUGUGAGAUUUGUGAUGAUAACCUGCUGGACCUGUCUGAUCUGGAGGUGAGAGAAACCUUAUUAUACUAUACACAGUGUGGCAGAGUCAGAGUGGCUUUCUAUGUAAGUAACAGAUUGGAGCGCUCUCUAUUUCCUGCAUGAUAGGGUUAGUUGGUGGAAGUAAUUAACCUGCACUGGGGAUUUAAAAGGUCAGCCUCUAAAGGCAUCAGCGAGUCUAACAGCUGGGAGAGAAGAGGCAGUUAAACCUGAGAUUCUAAAGGAAAAGGUACUGUGUAAAAGCCUGCUUAACCCCUUCAGGACCGUCAUUUGCAUUUUUGUGUUGCCGAUCGAUGACGGUCCUGAACCGUCACAGCGGUCUUAUGUACUUACCCGAUCGCUGUCGUUCCCCCGGCGGCGAUCAGCGGUGCUCCCAGUGUGGGGAGACUGCCUGCAGCCCAAACAGUCACCCCAUGGCAGAUUAGGACCCUGGGGGCCAUGUGAUCGCUCAACAGAGCGAUCACAUGGUCACAAUAGGUGUCCUAGUGUCUGCCUGCCGGAGGACUGCCUGUGCUGAUGGGCAGUCUCCCUGCAAGUGUAAAAUCAAAAAAAAAAAAAUACACGUAAAUGUUAAUAAAAAAUAUAUAAUUAUGUAUGUGUAUAUAAAUAUGAUAUAUAGACAUAUAUUAUAUCUAAUAUGUCUAUAUACAUAUAUAUGUCAUACUACGUGUAUUUUUAUACUAAUAUAUACAUAUAUUAAUAUAAAAAUACACUUAUAAUUACAUUACACACGUAGAUAUACAAUAACUAUAUAUAUUGUGUUUAUAUUUAUUAUUAUAAAAUACAAAUAAUAAGUAAAUUAAAUUAAAAAAAGUAAAAAUAAUAAAAUUAUAUCUAUAUGAAAUUUUAUUCUAACUGUAUUUUGAUAUUAAUAUAUUUAUAUCAAAAUACACUUAGAAUGAAAUUGUGUGUGUGUAUAUAAAUAUAAAUAUAUAUAUAUAUAUAUAUAUAUAUAUCUAUGUAUGUAUAAAUAAAUAAAAAUAAUACGAAAUAUACAUAUGUCCAUAUACAAAAUUGCAUAAAUAAUUAUAUAAAUAUACACGUAGACUUCAAAUAUAUAAAUAUGCAUAUAUAUUUUAAUUCUACGUGCGUAUUUAUGUAAUAUUUUUACAUUAAUAAGUAAUUUUAUUGAUUGCAAUUUGAGGGACCUGCCUGCCAACCCAGGCCGCAAGUCCAGAGAAUUUAAUUUGCUAGCACUGUGUUUAACCCUGUAACUUUCUAUGACACCCUAAAACCUGUACAUGGGGGGUAUUGUUUUACUCUGGAGACUUCGCUGAACACAAAUAUUAGUGUUUCAAAACAGUAAAACAUAUCACAGCGAUGAUAUUGUCAGUGAAAGUGACUUUUUUUGCGUUUUUAACACACAAACAGCACUUUUACUGAUGAUAUAAUUGUUGUGAUACGUUUUCCAGUUUUUAAACACUAAUAUUUGUGUUCAGCAAAGUCUCCUGAGUAUAACAGUACCCCCCAUUAACAGGUUUUAUAGCGUUUUUGAAAGUUAUUGGGUUAAAUAUAUGGGUCAACUAUUUUUACAUUGAAAAUUGCCAGGUUGGUUACUUUGCCUUUGAGAUGGUGUGGUAGCCCAGGAAUGAGAAUUAGCCCCAUGAUGGCAUACCAUUUGCCAUAGUAGACAACCCAAGGUAUUGCAAAUGGGGUAUGUCCAGUCUUUUUUAGUAGCCACUUGAGUCACAAACACUGGCUAAACUUAGCGUUCAAUUUAGUUUUUUACUUUUCUCACACACAAACAAAUAUGAACGCUAACUUUGGCCAGUGUUUGUGACUACUAAAAAAGUCUGGACAUAUCCCAUAUUGAAUACCAUGGGUUGUCUACUUUAAAAAAAAAUAUGUACAUGUGGAGUGUUAUUCAGAGAUUUAUGACAGAUAAUAGUGUUACAAUGUUACUAUUGAUAAAUUUUAGAAAUGUAUGUUUUGAAACCGCAAUAUCCUACUUGUAUUUAUAGCUUAGUAGUUUUUUUUUUCAUUAGCUUUUGUAGAUGAGUAAAAGAUUUUUCAAGUAAAAGUAAAAAAAAAACCAUGUUUUUCUUUAAAUUUUUCAUCCUAUAUUUUUAUUAUUUUUAAAUUAAAUGAGAUUAUAUAAAUAAUGGUAUGUAAAGAAAGCCCUUUUUGUCCUGAAAAAAACCCAUAUAUAAUUUGUAUGGGAACAGUAAAUGGUAGAGAGGAAAAUUACAGCUAAACACAAACACCACAAAAGUGUAAAAAGAUGCCUGGUCGCAAAUGUACAACAUCGCAAAAACAGUCCGGUCCUUAAGGGGUUAAAGUGCUGUGUUUAAAUUGUUUACAACUGGGAACUGGAUUAGCUGGCCAGUUGGAUAGUUAGGAAUACUGCUGUUUAGUAAGUCUCCGAGUUGGAGUAGGAUUUAUUUUCUUUUUUGUUAAAUUUAUUUCUGUGAAGCACAGCAUUGUAUAACCUGUGGAAAGUGCAACUAAACUGCAGUACUACUUUAUCCUAAAGCUUGCAUUUGGAGUUUAUUGUCAAGAGCCUGGCCCUCCCGCCACACCAGGUAGCCGGGAUCUGUUAGUAUAUUUUAAUUUACAGUCUGAAAAGCAACCGUAACCGCUCUGCUGGACAGAUUAGAACUUCUUCUGGUCCUCUUACUAGGACUGGGUGUUUAGAUCGAUACACAGACAGAACCAUUACAGAUACCCACAGACCGACAAGAGCCGUUACAGGCUCCUUGUGUUUAUCUACCACAGAUACCCACAGACAGACAGAGCCGUUACAGGCUCCUUGUGUUUAUCUACCACAGAUACCCACAGACAGACAGAGCCGUUACCGGCUCCUUGUGUUUAUCUACCACAGAUACCCACAGACAGACAGAGCCAUUACCGGCUCCUUGUGUUUAUCUACCACAGAUACCCACAGACAGACACAGCCAUUACCGGCUCCUUGUGUUUAUCUACCACAGAUACCCACAGACAGACAGAGCCAUUACCGGCUCUUUGUGUUUAUCUACCACAGAUACCCACAGACAGACAGAGCCAUUACCGGCUCCUUGUGUUUAUCUACCACAGAUACCCACAGACAGACAGAGCCAUUACCGGCUCCUUGUGUUUAUCUACCACAGAUACCCACAGACAGACAGAGCCAUUACCGGCUCCUUGUGUUUAUCUACCACAGAUACCCACAGACAGACAGAGCCAUUACCGGCUCCUUGUGUUUAUCUACCACAGAUACCCACAGACAGACAGAGCCAUUACCGGCUCCUUGUGUUUAUCUACCACAGAUACCCACAGACAGACAGAGCCAUUAUCGGCUCUUUGUGUUUAUCUACCACAGAUACCCACAGACAGACAGAGCCGUUACAGGCUCUUUGUGUUUAUCUACCACAGAUACCCUGUGCCCAGCCUUCAAUGUUUACAGAUCGUACCAUUGCCAGAUAUUAUCCACUACUGGACCCUAUGCUUAGGCAUGUAACCGUGUCUGUCUGGCAUCUGAUGAACCGUUCCAGAUGUUCCUGUGUUUAAAUGGGACAAUGUCUGCCAUGUUAAUGGUUUCAGAUGUCUGAUCUCAUAGCUAGAACUAGGAACAUAGCAGCUGUGCACUGUCUCACAAACCUAAUGUGACAGAGCAGACUUUUCAUCCGGUAUUACCGGAAUGGGCUGAGCUGGCUUUCUGUGAGGUACUACCAGAUUGGUUCAAGCUGGCUGUCCGUCAGGUAAUACCGGAAUGGGUCGAGCUGGCUCUGUCAGGUGCUCCCAGAUUGGUUCAAGCUGGCUGUCCGUCAGGUGCUACCAGAUUGGUUCAAGCUGGCUCUCUUGUCAGGUGCUACCGGAAUGGGCUGAGCUGGCUCUCUUGUCAGGUAAUACCGGAAUGGGUCGAGCUGGCUCUCUGUCAGGUGCUACCAGGUUGGUUCAAGCUGGCUGUCCAUCAGGUAAUACGGGAAUGGGUCGAGCUGGCUCUCUUGUCAGGUGCUACCAGAAUGGGCUAAGCUGGCUCUCUUGUCAGGUAAUAGCGGAAUGGGCUGAGCUGGUUUUACUUGAGGUACUACCAGGUGAUAUAUAACUUUAUUUUCUCUCUCCUGUAGGACGAUGCUUUGCCUCGUAUUCUUCUUGGAAUUUUCAUUGAGCAGCCAACACCAUUCCUCCCUCAAUUUCUGGAGAGAGUGGCCACGUUGGACUACCCACGAAAUCGCCUCUUACUCUACAUUCAUAACAGUGUGAGUUCCCAUCUACCCUGAACCUCUAAUCCCUUCCUCCCCUCCAAAAAGCAUAUUUACAGCGAAGUGUCUAAAAAUAUCUGUCUGUCCAUUCUCACACAGAAAUAAGUCAAGUGACACAACCAGUACAAUAAACUUUGGGAAAUUGUAUAAAGAGAUUAGUGUCUUUAUGCACGUACUGAAUUUUAACACACAUGUCAACACUUUCUAGCGUGCUGCUCCGGGCAGCUUACAUUUGUGAUGGUCAGUUAGUUAAUAUUAAGUAUAUGGUGUCGGCCCUUGCCCACAACUAAAGUAUAAUAGAAAUUUCGGUUUGUCGUCUUCACUAAUCAAUAAAUAAAGUUUGAUACCCUCUCCUGUGCACAGAGCAUUAUAACCAUGUGUAGCGUGUUCACUAGGCUAUGGAAUCACCGUUUUAUAGACCUGGGAGGGAGACAAACAUUGGGACAAAGUCAUGUAAAAAUAGAUUUCCUGCAUUUCCGGUGCCAUCUUGUGAUUCUUGUGUCUCCCUGUAGCUCAGCUCUCCGGCAGAGCUGAGACUACUCACCUGCAAUGUCUCCACACAAGAGCAAAAGGCUCACCGACAAGGGAGACAAAAAUUCCUCCUUUGAUGUGAAAAACCAGCCCCCAGUAAGGCUAUGGAUAGACAAACGCUAACCACUAGCCCCAUAAACAAGGCGCUCGUGGCACUAAAUGCCAAACCAGGUGAACGCAUAAACUAAGGUGUUACCUUAGACUUCAAAAUAAAAAUAAAAUAAAAGUUUAUAACCAGUUAGGUAUACAACCCUCUUGCAUACUAAGGGUCACAAAGUAUUAAUAUUCCCACAUUCUAACUAGCUGGUGAAAACCACCAAGCACCGAAAUGGAAGCAGAUUUCUUCUACCCCCACAGCACCACACAUUGGUGCCCCGCCUUAAAUUAGGCACGUUUUUAUGUUGUGUUUUGUUACCUAUUUUUAUUAUGUUUUAAGUUGGCAACCGAAUGGAUUUUUAUGCCCCCAAGAAGGUCCGGAGACAAGACUGGGUCCGGGGCACAUAAAAGGUCCAAAGAGUCGUCUAACCAAUUACUAAAACCGAGGGGAGAGCCUCCCAGCUUGAUUGCGCUGGGAAGAGAGGUGCUCCUCAAUCUAAUGUUAACACAUGUUUCAAGCCACACUAUAGUCUACCAACCCCCAUGAAAGUAUACACUUAUAAUGUGAAAGGACUGAGUGUCCCUGCUAAAAUAUACUUAUUGCGGAAGGAACUCAGGUCCCACAGACUGAACGUGGAGACACACUUUAAGACCCAGACUCAUUCCCUACUGUUCCAACAAGACUACCCCCACCAAUUCCACGCAACAAUUCUCUCUCACUAAAUCGAGAGGAACCUCCAUAUUUAUUAGCAAAGACGUAGCCUUCACUCUCCACAGCCAGGUCAGAGAUGAUUAGGGCAGAUAUGUUAUCGUUAUUGGCACAUUUAAUCAUGUACUAUACACUAGCGUCACUAGUAUCUAUGCCCCUAACAGGGAGCAACGUAAUUUUCUCCACAAAAUAUUAUACAAAUUCGGCUCUCUCCAACAAGGCAUAAGUUUGAUUUGCAGACACCUCAAUCACGUGCUAGCUCCGUUCGUGAUCUCUACGAUGUCACCCUCCAAACCAAGAAUGCGUCCACUAAAACGGCAAAGCAAGGCCUUAGUGAAACUACUUCACACGCAUCAUUACUAUGAUGCAUGGAGAACAAUCCAUGUAGAAGAAAGGGGAUAUACAUUCUUCUCAAACUUACACAACACCCAUUCCCGCAUAGAUGGCUUUUUAAUACAGGGAUCACACCUUACUCAAGUAGAUAGUUGCGUCAUAAGCCAGAUCUCGUGAUCUGACCACACCCCGGUGCUCCUGGAGGACUUAUUCGACCCGACUCACAGCAGCCCAUGGAGACUUAAUGAGUCACUACUCACAGACCUUCAAUUUACAACAGAAUUGGAGACAGACAUACAAUGAUAUUUUACAGACAAAACGACACAAGGCAUCUCACACAACACAAUGUGGCAAGCACACAACUGAUCAACUGAGAAAGUGGCAAACCGAACUAGCCAACCUUACUAACACAAACCAAAUUUCUCCUUCUGAGGGGCUGAGUACAAAUAUACCAACUAAGGCCCUAGACAAAACUAGUUACUUACUUUCAAGACUAAAAGCAACCUCCUAUUCACAAGGCAACAAGGUGGGAAAACUGGUAGCGUGAUAGCUAAAAGCCAGGCAAACUGCGCAAAAAAUAGUACCCUUAAUGACACCAGAGGGACACGAAGCAAUGUUUCAGUCCAAUCUUGACAUAUUAAGAAAAGUUUGGUAAUGGGACUGAAAUGGUGAAUGUAUGCCGUUGCACAGCUGUAAAAAAUCAAUGAUGUUAUCUUGUUGAUUUAGAAGGUCUCUGAGUGUGUUCUUCACUUUCGCUGAGAUCAUCAAACUUGAUGUCAGCCAAUCCAAUGCUUUCCCAUAAGAAAGCAUUGGGAGGCUAUUGUGCACGUGUGGCAAAAAGCUGCACAGCCAAUCAGCAUUUCCAUGGGGAGUGUUCAGUGCCUCCAUGCAGACCCAAUCUAAUACACUGCCUUCCCUCCCCAAAUAUAAUACACUGCCCCCCUCUACUCUGAUACACUAGCCCCUCCACCCAAUCUAAUACACUGCCUUCCCUCCACCCAAUCUAAUACACUGCCUUCCCUCCCCAAAUAUAAUACACUGCCCCCCUCCACUCUGAUACACUAGCCCCUCCACCCAAUCUAAUACACUGCCUUCCCUCCACCCAAUCUAAUACACUGCCUUCCCUCCCCAAAUAUAAUACACUGCCCCCCUCCACUCUGAUACACUGCCCCCUCCACCCAAUCUAAUACACUGCCUUUCCCUCUCACCACCACAGCACGAAGUGGCCACAGGGCAGGUGGGCCGCACAUCUAUUCAUGCCAAGUUUGACAUGUUUUAUUCUGGUCUCCUGGUGCAGUCUAUAUGUGGGCAUUAAUACCUGCUGUAACUCCAGCACUGCCUGUGUCCGGAAUCUAGUUCUUUGUUAUCCAGAUGAUCCAUAGUAGAUGUUUUAUUCUUGUCUCCCGGUGCAGUCUAUAUGUGGGCAUUAAUACCUGCUGUAACUGCAGCACUGCCUGUGUCUGGAAUCUUGUUCUUCGUUAUCCAGAUGAUCCAUAAUAGAUGUUUUAUUCUGGUCUCCUGGUGCAGUAUAAUAUGUGGGCAUUAAUACCUGCUGUAACUCCAGCACUGCCUGUGUCUGGAAUCUUGUUCUUCGUUAUCCAGAUGAUCCAUAGUAGAUGUUUUAUUCUGGUCUCCUGGUGCAGUAUAAUAUGUGGGCAUUAAUACCUGCUGUAAUUCCAGCACUGCCUGUGUCUGGAAUCUUGUUCUUCGUUAUCCAGAUGAUCCAUAGUAGAUGUUUUAUUCUGGUCUCCUGGUGCAGUCUAUAUGUGGGCAUUAAUACCUGCUGUAAUUCCAGCACUGCCUGUGUCCGGAAUCUAGUUCUUCGUUAUCCAGAUGAUCCAUAGUAGAUGUUUUAUUUUGGUCUCCUGGUGCAGUCUAUAUGUGGGCAUUAAUACCUGCUGUAACUCCAGCACUGCCUGUGUCUGGAAUCUUGUUCUUUGUUAUCCAGGUGAUCCAUAGUAGAUGUUUUAUUUUGGUCUCCUGGUGCAGUCUAUAUGUGGGCAUUAAUACCUGCUGUAACUCCAGCACUGCCUGUGUCUGGAAUCUUGUUCUUCGUUAUCCAGAUGAUCCAUAGUAGAUGUUUUAUUCUGGUCUCCUGGUGCAGUCUAUAUGUGGGCAUUAAUACCUGCUGUAAUUCCAGCACUGCCUGUGUCUGGAAUCUAGUUCUUCGUUAUCCAGAUGAUCCAUAGUAGAUGUUUUAUUUUGGUCUCCUGGUGCAGUCUAUAUGUGGGCAUUAAUACCUGCUGUAACUCCAGCACUGCCUGUGUCUGGAAUCUUGUUCUUUGUUAUCCAGGUGAUCCAUAGUAGAUGUUUUAUUUUGGUCUCCCGGUGCAGUCUAUAUGUGGGCAUUAAUACCCGCUGUAACUCCAGCACUGCCUGUGUCUGGAAUCUAGUUCUUCGUAAUCCAGAUGAUCCAUAAUAGAUGUUUGCAGUCUAUAUGUGGGCAUUAAUACCUGCUUUAACUCCAGCACUGCCUGUGUAUGGAAUCUAGUUCUUCGUUAUCCAGAUGAUCCAUAGUAGAUGUUUUAUUCUGGUCUCCUGAUCAUCCAGUUUAUUUUUUAGUUGUUAAAAUAUGGAUGUUCUCUUCUUCUCUUACCAAACUGUACAAUUUUCCCUCCGUACAGGAAGUUUAUCAUGAAAAGCACAUCCAGGCUUUCUGGGACAAGCACAAGGAGGAGUUUUCCAGCAUCAAAAUUGUGGGACCUGAGGAAGCUUUGAGUCAGGGCGAGGCAAGAGAUAUGGGGAUGUGAGUACCCAAAAUAAUAAAACCCCGGUCCUGCACUGUGUGUGCGUCCCCAUACCACGUGUGCAAACACUGUGUGUGCGUCCCCAUACCACGUGUGCAAACACUGUGUGUGCGUCCCCAUGCCACGUGUGCAAACACUGUGUGUGCGUCCCCAUGCCACGUGUGCAAACACUGUGUGUGCGUCCCCAUACCAUGUGUAGCUUUAUGACUUUUUCUGUCUCCCACAGGGACCUCUGUCGUCAGGAUGACACCUGUGGCUACUAUUUCAGUCUGGACGCAGAUGUUGUAAUCACAAAUCCUGAGACUCUGUAUAUGCUGAUCCAGGAGAACAAGUGAGAUGCCGAGGGGGAGGGGGGGUUGUGCACAAUGGGAAGGGUAUAAGGAUAAAUCCAGAUUUAUAUUCUGAAUAUCAUGUGUUACUUGCCUGACAUGGAACCUCUGUUCUCCUCACUGUUCACAGGAAGGUUAUUGCCCCAAUGGUGUCCCGUGCCGGAAAACUAUGGUCCAACUUCUGGGGAGCACUCAGUCCGGAGGGAUACUACGCUCGAUCUGAGGACUAUGUAGAUAUAGUGCAAGGAAAAAGAGUGUAAGCGCUCCUGUGUCACCCUGCGGGGUGAGGAACAUGCUGAUAGAGUACACUGUCUGUGCUAUUGUCACUCUGUUGGAGGAGAGACAAACUGAUAGCACCCCCUAUCUGGGCCAAUGUCACUCUGUUUGAGGAGGGACAGACUGAUUGCACCAGUGUCACUCUGUUGGGGGAGGGACAGACUGAUAGCGACCCUCAUCUAUGUGAAUGUCACUCUGUUGGGCCCCCCUAUCUAUGUGAAUGUCACUCUGUUGGGCCCCCCUAUCUAUGUGAAUGUCACUCUGUUGGGGGAGUGGCAGACUGAUAGCGCCCCCUAUCUAUGUCAAUGUCACUCUGUUGGGGAAGGGACAGACUGAUAGCGCCCCUCAUCUAUGUCAAUGCCACUCUGUUGGGCCCCCCUAUCUAUGUCAAUGUCUCUCUGUUGGGGGAGUGGCAGACUGAUAGUGCCCCCUAUCUAUGUCAAUGUCUCUCUGUUGGGGGAGUGGCAGACUGAUCGCGCCCCUUAUCUAUGUCAAUGUCACUCUGUUGGGGGAGUGGCAGACUGAUAGCGCCCCCUAUCUAUGUCAAUGUCACUCUGUUGGGGAAGGGACAGACUGAUAGCGCCCCUCAUCUAUGUCAAUGCCACUCUGUUGGGCCCCCCUAUCUAUGUCAAUGUCUCUCUGUUGGGGGAGUGGCAGACUGAUAGCGCCCCCUAUCUAUGUCAAUGUCUUUCUGUUGGGGGAGUGGCAGACUGAUAGCGCCCCUUAUCUAUGUCAAUGUCAUUCUGUUGGGGGAGUGGCAGACUGAUAGCGCCCCUUAUCUAUGUCAAUGUCACUCUGGGGGAGUGGCAGACUGAUAGCGCCCCUUAUCUUUGUCAAUGUCACUCUGUUUGAGGAGGGACAGACUGAUCCCGCCAGUGUCACUCUGUUGGGGGAGGGACAGACUGAUAGCGCCCCCUAUCUAUGUCAGUGCUACUCUGUUGGGGAGUGGCAGACUGAUGGUGCCCCUUAUCUAUGUCAAUGUCACUCUGUUGAGGUAGUUCCAGACUGAUAGCGCCCCCUAUCUAUGUCAAUGUCACUGUGUUGGGCCCCCCUAUCUAUGUCAAUGUCACUCUGUUGGGGGAGUGGAAGACUGAUAGCGCCCCCUAUCUAUGUCAAUGUGUCUCUGUUGGGGGAGUGGCAGACUGAUAGCGCCCCUUAUCUAUGUCAAUGUCACUCUGUUGGGGGAGGGACUGACUCAGUCCCCUUUGUUCUCUGUCACCAGGGGGGGUGUGAGUGGAGGGUUCAUGCUCCGCCUUCUUUAUUGAUAAUGUAUUCUUCUUCCAGGGGUGUGUGGAAUGUGCCAUAUAUCGCUCAUGUUUAUCUAAUAAGAGGAGAGACUCUGCGCCGUGAACUUUUGCACAAAAACAUCUUCACCUCCUCCCAAACAGACCCCGAUAUGGCAUUUUGUAAGAGUGUACGAGAUAAAGUAAGCAAUAGUCUGACUUGUCUAAUGUAUCAUCAUAAUGUAUUUAUUUACAUGAUUCAUUAUAUUACUAGAAAAGGUCUAACCUGGCAAACUAAGAAUACUGUCCGUCAGUCACCCAGUCUGUCAUUUCAGGGUGUGUUCCUCCACAUCAGUAACAGAGAUGAAUUUGGACGUCUGAUCUCCACAUCCAGAUACAAUACAUCCCACCUACACAAUGACCUGUGGCAGAUCUUCGAGAACCCAGUGGUGAGAAAGGAAGAUUGGGAGAGGUUGCAGGAUUAUUGGGGAGAAUAGUGGAAAGACAGGGAUAUUGAAUGACUACUUUAGGUAGAUUGGUAGAAAGUAAGAGUAAGAGAUUGUGCAGCCAAUGGGGAAAGUUUGGGAUAUUGGGAUACUACUUUAGGUAGAAUGAUAGAGAGUAAGAGAUUGUGCAGCCAACAGGGUAAGAGAUAAACUGGGGGUCGAUUUUGGGGGUGUAGAGUGCAAGUCUGAUCAAAGUUUGUCUAUUUCUCUUGAUUUUAUCCUAAUCCCGAUAUCAUUACAUCUCCAGGAUUGGAAGGAGAAAUAUAUUCAUGAGGAUUACUCCAAGGUAUUUGAGGAGGAUUACUACGAACAGGUAAUUAUCAAAUUCCUCCCUUCAUAACUGUUGUGGCUUUGAGAGGGGGGGGAUUUGCUUAUAUAACGCACCAUGCGCACAAACACCCUAACAGGGUUUCCAUCGGAGACCCCUUCUCCUGAACAGGCUACGGUACAUCAUUAAAAAAACAAAACCACAUACAUAAAGCAUGACUAUUUGUGUACUGGCAUUGCUUUCUCUGGGUGCAGGAAAUGUAGAAACAGAAAUUAAUUAAAAUAGUCCUUUACUUGUCAGCUCUUGCAUUUGAUUGCAGUUGAUGUUGUGUGUUUUGUUUUUAUUUUGGCAGCCCUGCCCUGAUGUUUACUGGUUCCCCAUUUUUAAUGAUGUAAUGUGCGAUGAAUUUGUGGAAGAGAUGGAGAAUUUUGGGCAGUGGUCAGGUGGCAGGAACGAGGUAAGCUGAGCCUGUGAUGUGAGGGCGUUACUGUUCCCGUGAUAGCCCCAGUUUUCCUCACCCCAUAUCUGUUCACAUGAUGAGCAAUAUGAUGGACUUCAUUAGAGAACCCAGACUGUAAACACCUCAUUAUCUUCUGUGUCUAACUUGGCUGGUUUCAUAGUUACAUAGAAAUCUAAGUUUAAAAAAAGACACAAAUCCGUUGAGUUAAGCCUUUUAAACACAUUUAUGCUGUUGAUACAAAAGAAGGCCGAUAAAAAAUAAAAUUAUUUGAAGUGAUGGACAAUUGUAUAUUAUGCUAGCUUUAGUGUACCUAUAAUAUUAAUUUUAUUGAUGACAGGAACCGAAUAUAUCCUUAAGUCUCUCUUUACUAGAACUCCACAGCAGCACAUUAACACAGAGAAAAAAACAACCAAUCAGAAAAACGUUGGGUACAAUAAAACUCCCCUCCCCACACACAACUUCCUCUUUCAAGCUGCGACAAAAACAGAACAAAAGGCAGAAAAAAAAAGUCCUAGGAUAAAAUGAAUGCAACAACGUCAUCCAUCCGAGAAGAAAUAUCAAACAUGGCACCAAGGACUGACUGUAAACUGAAACAAGAGAAACAGAAUCGAAAGGACUGGUUAGAUAAUGAAAUGUACUCUGAACAAACAUGCAGGCGCCCAGCGUAACAACCAAAAUUACAGUAAUAUACAGAGAUCCCAAACCUUAGGUAGGAAGCGGGAACAUGAACAAGUGACAGGUAGCAGAGACAACAAGCAGAGUUGUAUACUCACCUGAUUACCCCAAACAUCUGACAACUAACUAAACAAGGGAAGGUAUGAAAUAGGGAGGGAAAUAUUCGUCUCCUGUCAUUAAUAAAAUUAAGAUUAUAGGUACACUAAAGCUAGUAUAAUCUACAAUUUUAUAACAUGACAGGAGGGUUCAUAUUUGCUGUUUUAACGCUCAGCCAACAAAUCAAACGAUGCUUGUGUCGCUGGCAAGUAAUCUCGGGUAUAAUGAAAUUAGACCCGAAUGGACCCAUCAACCGCGAGGUGUGAUGUAAGAUCGAUCGAUGAAGAUGCCCGUCGUUGAUGAUCCUCCAAGAGCGGACCAGAACCCAAAACGCUGUUAGAUUCGCUGUUCUUGGGAAGCUGUGAUCUUUUUCCGUCAAGGAGGUUGAUGUCCUGUAAUGCCAACAUGAUGACCAUGGCUUGGGCUAGCGAAGGAAACUGCUAUCUGUACUCCCUUCUUGAUGUAGAAGGUGGCUUCUCCGAUCAUCCAAGGGUCACGCCUGUAGUUCUCCAACCACAAGAUUCGCGUCUGAGUCCACGAUAAAGAUUGGGACAAGACAGGACAGGACCGAACAGAGCCUCUCUGUUCCCCUUGAUCUACGAAGCGAGUGUUUUUACCCGAGAAAUCUACCACGUGGGCUAGUGUGCGGAGGGGCAUCUGGUUGACUCCAAUAGGUAGAGGUUAGUCUUGGAGGCAAUAAGCUUUCCUAAAGAGAUGGGUUUUAAGGCACUUCUUAAAAGAUGCAAGAGAGUCUGAUGGCGGUAGCAGGCUAUUCCAUAGGAAGGGAGCCGCCCGCGAGAAGUCCUGCAAGCGUGAGUUGGCCGUACGGGUGCGGACAACGGACAGAAGGUGGUCACGGGCAGAGUGGAGAGACCGAGAUGGGACAUACCUAUGGAUCUGUGAGGAGAUAUAAGAGGGGCUAGAGUAGUUCAGUGCUUUAUAGGUGUGAAUUAGUACAUUGAAUUUACUUCUAUAGCAUACAGGAAGUGUGAGGUGUGAGAGAGACGACUAGAGAGGAAAAUCAGUCUGGCAGCAGCGUUCAUUAUGGACUGUAGCGGUGCAGUACGGCUUUUGGGAAGACCAAUCAGGAGAGGGUUACAAUAAUCCAUGCAGGAAAUUACUAGAGCAUGGACAAGCUCCUUGGUAGCAUCUUGUUUAAGAAAGGGGCGGAUGCGGGCUAUGUUUUUAAGAUGGAAUCUACAGAAUUUGGCAACAUUCUGGAUGUGAGGCUCAAAGGUGAGGCAAGACUCAAGUAUGACUCCAAGACAGCACGCUUGCAAGGAUGGACUGAUGUGGGUACCACAGACUUGAAGGGAGAGCGAAAGAGGAGGAUCAGUAUUAGGAAGAGGAAAGACAAGGAGCUCAGUUUUAGAGAGAUUGAGUUUCAGAAAGCGGGAGGACAUCCAGUCAGAGAUGGAAGAAAGGCAAGCAGUGACCUGUUGCAGGACGGCAGGGGAGAGGUCCGGGGAGGAGAGAUAUAACUGGGUGUCAUUAGCGUACAGGUGGUAGUGCAAUCCAAAAGAGGUAAUAAGUUUGCCAAGAGAGGCAGUAUAAAGAGAAAAUAGAAGGGGACCAAGGACAGAGCCUUGUGGGACUCCAACCGAGACAGGACGAGGGGAAGAGGUAUCAUUAGAAAAGGAGACACUGAUUGAGCAUUGGGAGAGAUAAGAGGAAAACCACGAGAGGACAGAGUCACACACAGAGACCAAAUGAUUGAAGAGUUUGAAGAAGGAGAGCAUGAUCAAUGGUGUCAAAGGCCGCAGUGUGGUCAAGAAGAAUUAGUAUGGAAUAGUGGCCUUUGGAUUUAGCUGCGAUUAGGUCGUUAGUAACUUUGAUAAGCGCAGUCUCAGUAGAGUGGAGAGGGGACGGAAGCCAGAUUGAAGAGGGUCAAGGAGAGAGUUGGAAUUGAGGAAAUGAGACACACGGGUAAAGACAAGUUUUUCCAGAAGCUUUGAGGAAAAAGGGAGCAGGGAUAUGGGACGAUAGUUAGAGGGAGAUGGACGGGUCGAGGGAUUUUUUUUUUUUUUUAGUAUAGGUACUACCUAUGUUUAGGGUCAGCAGGGACAAUGCCAGAAGAGAGAGAGCAGUUGAAGAUGUGCGUUCAGGAAGGCACGAGUCAAGUGGAGAGAGAUCUAAUAAGGUGAGAUGGGACAGGAUCGAGUGGGCAAGUGGUGGGGCGAGAAGAAAAGAGAAGAGCAGCCACCUCUUGGUCAGUAGCCGGGGAGAAUGUCUGAAGGGUAGGAAAGGCAUGAUCUAUGUGUGGUUGAGAAACAGAAUGGCAAGGAGAGGAACUUGUGAUUGAGAUAGACAAAAAAACUCCUAAGGGGGGCGUGUCUAUACAGAAUCCCAAUAAACCCACCUGCGGGGCAAGGUGAGGCUCGAUGUCCUUGACAGACUGUGAAGCCUCGAGAUACAAACAACGAUCGUUAGUAGAUGUCAAGAUUUUCGUCCAAAGGUGUCAUUUCAGAAGAGCAAUAAGAAGUCCGAAACCUUGAGCUAAUGGGGACCUGUAAACCGAAGACUAGCAGUCACUGGUUGUAGCCGCUUGGUGGAACACAAGGGGCCGAGUUCUGGCCGAAGGGCAGGUGGACCUGGUGUGGCCGGUCAUUCCACAGAGAGUCUAGCAACGUUGGUAAAUAGCACAGGAGUGUAGGGAAUAUGAAAGUAGUCUGACUUCAGUCGAACCAGAAGCAUGGUGCUGCAGAAGCAACCCCCUGGUGUCCAGUGAAUAACUGAAUUGGUCCAUGUCGGCCAGGGUCUGAGUUUUGGUGUCUUCCAAUGGGGCUGCAGACUAUAUAGGGAGAGGGUGGAGUUGUCCUAAUUCCUGUAUGUACUACCCCGCUACUGUUCAGCCCUGCCAAAGGGGUCGAUGGAACGCAAGUCACCCGCAAGAUAGGUCAUAAUUGAGCGAGGUAUAUAGGUCCGUGUGUUGCGAAUUUCUGAAGAAUGUUGCUCUCAAGAAUAGGCUCUAGGGCAAGGGAACCAGUCCUAUGAACUCAAGGUCUGAAAUCUUGGUAUCUAUAUGAAGGAAUACCACCCAUCUUAGAUCAUUGCACCGCAACAUUUCAGAGUCGCCUAGUAUGCCGAUAGAACAUCAGGCCUCUUCUCUAAUGACAGACUAAACCAGGGGAGUGUUUUGCAAAGGGGCUUCAUCCACCAGAAGCAGGAUAGCUUGACCUGCGCCAGAUUCAGAUCUUUAUCAAUACCCCAGCGAAAGGUUGUGUCCCAACCUUGCGAAGUCCGUGUUGAUCCUGAUAUUUAACUGUGGAGUCAUUACGCCCAAAUCGGAUAGUGAUGGCCUGGUGUACACAGCUCGUAAUCUUUCAAGCGCUUCCCGGUUUUGUGAUCCCUGAGUACCCCAAUGGGCAGGAGCCAGCUUUCAAUGACCUGAGUUGUCACAAGUAAUGCAGAUCGAAACGGAAAUUCUCUAUCGAUUCCACACAGUUGUCAUUGUCAGUAACUGAAUCAGGUGGGUUAGUGGAAUAGAAAUCCAGGAUGGCUUUCGUGAGAGAUUCGUGUACAGAGGAAAAGUCAUCCUAAACGGACUCUUGAACUCGUUCUUCGUCUUUGGAGGCUUUUAAGGCCCCCCCCACCAUUCAUCCCAAAAUGGCUAGAGGAGGCCGUACAGACCCGGGCCUCCGGUCAGUCCUCGCGCGUACCAUGUACUUUCUGGAGUUGUGGGUCUACCCCAUUCCAGUACUGCUUGCAAGAUAGUGCAUGUCCGCUUUAAAGGCGUCAGAAUCUCCUGUUUCCUCUGAUAGGAGAAACUGCUUGAGGGGGUCGUCCAUAAUGGCAUAAAUAAUAAUAGCAGUGUGAGAUUGUCUGCACAGUACAACGCAGCGUAAAAAAUAGAUAUAUCUGUAAUAAGUAAGAGUAAAAACAUCCAGUAGGGAGGCACAGUGGCACCGACAAAGCGGGCCAGUCAUAGGAACUGUAACAGCCAAGACAAACAGCCCAUAAUCUGCCCGAUACGGUACCAGGGAAAGUGAGAAUUUGCUGGGAGGUUUCCCCCGUAGUACCUCAUGUGGUAAAUCCUGCAAGGAGACAUAGUGGUCAGGGCAACGCGGGUCAUUACACAGGAGCCGCAACGGAGCCAGCCAGCUCAAACAGAUAGAUGAGCUGAAAGAUGGAAUGUAGGGGUUCCUUCCAACUCCCCACCUGGUAUGGGGCAGCAUUACUGAGAGGCUCUGGUGAGGAAAGUAGCGAUAUGAACUGUAAGGGUGGCAACAUCAGCGGUAAAACCACAGAACGUAGUAUAAUAUCCAUAUUGGGCCGAGGUCCUGAGGGGUCACUCUCUAAUAAGCAAUCAGAUCCUGUUCUGGUAAGAACCUGUAGGGUAAAUGAAGGCUGGCAGUAACCAAGAUAAAAAUCCAUGUGGAGCAUAGGUAGGAGAUGGCGCGCCCUCCAAUAAGGGAAUCUGUAUCCCAUACUGCAGUAAACUGAUGGAAAACAAUGAAAAAAUAAAUCUAGAUCUGUGCAUAUGAGAAAUUGGCUUCGAUAUCGUCAGCAGGCUGUGAUUAUGAGAGGGCCACACCCUCCAAUGUAAUUAGUCUCCAUGUCCGCAUCAGGCUGAAUAUACGAGAGGGCCUCACCCUCCAACAAGGUAACUGGUAUCUGUAUCAGCGUCCGGCUGAUCUCAUGAGAGGGGUUCACACUCUAAUAUCGUAGUUAGUAACAGUACCGCCGUUAAGCAGAGUUAUGAGAGGGGUUCCCCCUGUAAUAGAGAAACUAGUAUAGAUAUCAGUAGUGGGUUGAGUUCACAAGAGGGCAGCACCCUCUAAUAAUGUAAUAAGCAACCAUAUCUGCAUCCAGCUGAGGUUAGGAGGGCCGCACCCUCUAAUAAUGUAAUUAGUAGCCAUAUCAGCCUCAAGCUGAGUUUGAGGGGGCUCACCCUCUAACAAUGGCAUUAGUGUCAGUGUCGUGCUAAGUAUCUGAGAGGGGCUUACGCUCUAAUGACGUAAUUAGCGUCAAUAUCAGCGUUGGGCUGCGUAAUGGAGAGGGGCUCAUCCUCCAGUAAUGAACUCAUAGUAAAUCUCGGUAUCCGGCUGAGAUCAUGAGGGAGUCACUCCCCAAUACUGAGUUCAGUAUCUGCAUUGCAAUAGCCUGUAACCUAAUAAAACUAAAUAUGGCAGCAGGGAACUCGCGCAAUUGCGCGGGAUCCGAGAUGGCAACCGGUACACGAGGAGGCGCUGGAGACGUUCUCCCCGGUCCUCAAGAGAAUGGGGGUCGGAGGAGGCCAGAGGCAUGGCCUCUCGACAUCCCGAGCAGAAGGAAAGACGCAAAACAAAAUAAGCGAUAGAAAACCGAAAUAGAGGGAAAGCAUAUACAUAAGGAAAUAUGACAGACAGGAAGUAGAAACAAGGUAAACUAAAAGGAAAUGUGAAAUAAACAAGGUGAUGCAGCUACAGACAGAUAGAAAAAACGUAGAAAAGCUAUAAAGAAAAAAAAAAGGUAACUAGAGAAAUACCGUGCCGGGAAGGCAUGCCAAGGCAAAAGGAGUAGUACACACAGGCUGCAUGAGUAGACCCUGACAGGGGCAGGCAAGAGUCCGGUGUGCCUGGAGAAGCAGAAAAAAACAGAUCUACAUGUGGGUAAGGAAAAGUAGAAAAAAAAUUAGGCUGGCUCAUGACUAUCAAGGUACUGCAGCAUAAAUAGACAUUUAUCCAUGAAGGGUUAAUGUUAUUAUGACUUCAUAAAUACAUCCUUGAUGGCAUCACCCAACUCUUAUCUUCCUAGAAAAGACAGGUAGACAUCUCAGGAAAUGAUCCCACAGCUGUGAGGUACUUGGGGCCGAGAUAGAAUCAGUAAGCUAUUUGCCAGAAACCCCUCAACUAGCAGAGAUAGAAAUCUACUCAUGCCUGAGAGCCGGCACCCGCCUUACUCUGCGUCCUAUGAGAGGAGACCCAUGGGUCGCACUUCCCACGGGGAAGGACCCCCAGCUGAAGGGAUACGGGGUGACAAAGGUACCCACGCACCCCCCCUCCGCCACAAAUGCAUGCGGGCCCCAGCAAAUGCCGACCAUGGCUCAGUGGAGUCGUGCAAGCUGGGUCGGCAGGGCAGAGGCUCCAGUCGUCGGGGUCUCACGCAAUAGCGCAAGGUCCCAGGAGGCUGCAAGCAAACACGCGGGAACUGCCGGAGAUAAACUCUGCAGUCCCGGUGCUCGGGAGGUCGGGGGAGGCAGCUAAUAAAAUAGUUCUAUGGUAUUAAAUGGUGCUUAAUGGAGGUAAUAUUUAAUAAUCUUUUUUUACUACAGGACCAACGUCUAGCGGGGGGCUAUGAGAAUGUUCCCACGGUGGAUAUUCACAUGACACAGAUUGGUUACCAGGAUGAAUGGCUGAAGUUCUUAUUGGAAUAUAUUGCUCCGGUUACUGAAAAACUCUUCCCGGGAUAUUACACCAAGGUAAUCGAGGGUCUCUGCUAAUGUGUGUCUAAUGUAAAGUGGUAUUCGGCAGCUGUGAAGGUGCUAGCAAACAAUUCUAUUUUAUAUUAGUUGAUCGCAAAGGUUAGGAUGCAGUGAUUAUCCAUAGAUAUAUAUUUAUACAGAAUACUGUCACAUGAAAGAAAAGAUAACUGGGCCAAGCAUAAGAUAAUUGGAGAGGAAGACAGAGAAAAUUCAAGCCUUUUAAAGAACAUGGUUUGUGUAGUGUUUUGCGUUUGAAGGCCCUAAGACGUGAUAAAACCAUGCAGAGGGUGUGUGGACUGCAUUAAAGUGGUCUACAAACUUGCCGAGUGCUACAGUUGAUCACAUCUGAUGGAGGUUAGGGUGGCAGGUGAAUUCUGUGCCUUCUUGUGCAUGCUGAGUCACUAGGCUGAUCUAUUGAACAUUGAUAUUUUCAGGAUCCGGUCCACCCUACGUUUACAGUGUGUGUAUUUUUGUGAAAAUGUGUUCUCGCACUCUUUCUGGAGUUUAUUCUCUAAUUACACCAAUAUGGUCCUGAAAUGAUUGGAAUGGGACAAAUUGCUUUCAGUGAUACUAGGUGUCAAGAUACCCCUGUGCAUUACAGUCUCCUUCUUGAUUGUUGUUUUGUAUUAGGCCAAAGCCCUCCUAAACUUCAUAGUGCGUUACAGACCGGAUGAGCAGCCCUCUCUUCGUCCCCAUCACGACUCCUCCACAUUCACGAUCAACAUCGCCCUCAACAGCAAAGGGGUGGACUUCGAGGUAAGAUUUUCUUUUCUCUGUCCUUAUUGCAUGGUGUGCGCUAUCACACCAUACCAUGUAGAUAGAGAGAUAGAUAUAUCUAUAUCUCUGACAUAUACAUAAAGAUCACCCAUUAUCCCUUCUCUCUCUCUCUCUCUCUCUCUCAGGGAGGUGGCUGCCACUUCAUCCGAUACAAAUGCAGAGCGGAAGCUCCCCGCAAAGGCUGGACCUUUAUCCACCCGGGCCGCCUCACCCAUUACCACGAGGGUCUCCCUACCACUAGUGGAACCCGCUAUAUCAUGGUCUCGUUUGUAGAUCCUUGAUCCUGUGGAACUCAUUUUCCCUCCUCCCCAAACUGGUCGGACACUGCAAGGUGGAGAAUGCACGCCUAUCCCAGCUCAUCCGUUAGAUUCUGGAGUCAGGGACAUUUCCACUGAGGGCCAACAUAACAUGUUAAUCGCAACAUGGCAUGGACACGCCUGGGGCAUUAAUUACUGUGGUACAUCAAUGUAAUAUGACAACUAGAAGUCACCCUAGGACUGGUUACUUACCUCCAUCUAUCCCACGUUUACACACUGCUCAAAUUGAAGUGUUGAUUGAAUACUGCCUCUCUCAUUUCACAACACUAUCUAUUCUAAAAGCAGAUCUCUCUAUAGUCUUGUUAAUAGAGAAUGUAUUAGAAGGUAUUGGUCUUUCAGUGGCAAAAGAUUAGUCCCUGAUGCAAGCCUGUGCCAUAUUCUGUAAACAAUCUGAAUAGAAUGGACAACGCGUUUCGCCGUGGGUUUUUUAAUGCCUGCCCUUACUCUUGUUCCUUAUUAAUGCAAUUUAAAUUGUAAAACUUUUUGUACCAAAAAUGUAUAAUCAUGCCAUUGCCUCAAUCACUUUGAAUCCAAAGUGCCUUAAAUUUACCAAAAGCUUUCAAUUUUGCACAAAAAAGUAAUUAAGUAAUUUGCACACGAGCAAAUUUUAGUAUAUUUUUGUAGCACAUACCAGAAUUCAGCAUAUUUGCUUCAUGGACUGGAUCAUGGUAAGAAACUAUUAUACGGCAUUAUCAGUAUGUGAGAGCAUAGUAUGUUGAAUAUCCGAGCGAGAAGAGCUCUUGGCUGACAGGAGGGCAAUUUAAAAUUCAUUUGGAGGAGAGGGGAGGAAUUUGUGAUUUUAUUUUUAUUUUUUUUGCGAGACCAAAUGAUUUCUUAAGCAGAUUUGCAGCCUUUUGUACAAAGUGCUUUAAAUUAUUUGCUGCGCUAUUUCAUCUAUCUUUAUUUUUUUUGUAGAAUCCUGUAAACCUUUUCACAUUGUUUCAAUAAAGUAUUUCUCUAUUCUAAGCAGGUUGUAUGUUUGUUAUAGGAAG
Molecule: messenger RNA, 49183 nt
Organism: Pelobates cultripes (western spadefoot toad)
Lineage: Eukaryota; Metazoa; Chordata; Amphibia; Anura; Pelobatidae
Source: the annotation of a GenBank genome assembly